Messenger RNA from Pelobates cultripes (western spadefoot toad), 73845 nucleotides. The record is from the annotation of a GenBank genome assembly. Lineage: Eukaryota; Metazoa; Chordata; Amphibia; Anura; Pelobatidae.
CUUGAGUUAUACUUGCUGCAUUUAUUGCUUUUCUUUUCUUUGCUCCACAUCUGCCUCCUAGCCGUAAGUACACACUGGGUGCAAAGCCAGCCCCACUGCCGCUUACCAACCUAUUAUUUCCUUCUUUUUGUUGCUUUCAUCUCCUUGUCUCAAGCCUGCUGUCAGGAAGCAAAGUGUACAUAUUGUCACUCAGUUGAUUCCCUAUAGACAGAUAUGAUGUCUUGUUGUAGACUACCACUAGUCUGUAGAGCCACCUACAUGCAUGUCCUACUGUCGGUGGAUUAAAUAUCUAGCCCUGAACAGGGAUUAUCAUAACCUGUCACUGACCGUAAAGAUUGCACAGCAUCAGAUUCAGUAUAAGAACCCUGACAGAUAAGUGAGACUAGCCUGCGAAAGCCUGUAUGUUAUCCACUGUUAAUACUGAGCUCAAUAACUCAGCUAAUAUAACUAAAUGGAAUGAACAUGCUAUGUAUAUGCCUCAAAAAAUUUAAUUUCGCCUGUUAAUCUUGUUUCCGUGCUAACACAUACCAAGCGAGAUCUUUAUCGUUGUCUUAUGCCUGCAUCUUAUUUUACUUAUGUGACUUCUAUUCAGACAAGCACGACUAGCCUGUGUAUUAAUAUACUUAAAAAUUGUGCCACUUUCUCAUGCCAUGUAUGUGCUCUACAUUGUUAUCACUGUUUGCUCGUGGCAUCGUGUACCUCUGUAUUAUCUUGUGCACAGAAAAAAUAAAGAAUUUAAAAAAAAAAUGACUAGAAAAAAAUGCAAAGAUUAUAGUUAGAAAAAAGGUUUAGGUGUGUGUGUGAGAGAAGACACUGUAAUAUCUCUGUGAAUGGCUUUCCAAUAUUACAGUAAACUUGGGGGGAAAAUUUUUUAUUUUUUUUUACCCAAAAUUGGCAGUCAGAUCUCUCCUUGGAUCAAGAAGCUAUUACCUCCCAUAUUAACAAUUUUAUAUCUAAAUAUUAUGUCUUGCAAGUAUUCAUCCAAUUGCUGUUUAAACAUCUGUACAAACUCUGAUAAAACUACCUCCCCAGGAAGAGAACUCCACAUCCCUAUUCUAAUUAGUGUAAAAAAAAACACUUGCAUUCCUUAGACUAAAUCUCCUUUCUUCCAGUCUAAAUGUAUAGUCCUGCCUAUGAAUAGAUUUCAUGACAAUGGUUUGUAUUGGCUCUGAUUUUACGUGUAUAAUGCGAUUAUAUCCCCUCUGAGGCACACUUUUUUUUUUUUUUUUUUAAUAUAUAAAAUAAAUUUAAAAUAUAUAUAUAUAUAUAUAAAUUUUCUUCACAACUAAAAAAUUUUUCCAUUCUUUUUAUUUUGUAUUACACCUCUGCAUUUCUUUCUAGUGUCAUAUCGUUCUUUAGAACAAGUGCCCAAAAUUGCACAUCAUAAUAAAGAUGUGGUUUUACCAAUGAUUUAUAACAAGGCAAAAUUAUAUUUUUAUGCCCCUUUUUAAAAUUAUUUAUUUUUCGUUGUACAUAAGAUAACAAAGCUGCCUGCCAAGCAACGACCGCAAAAACAAGCCUAAUAUUUUGACCGUGCAUAACAUAGGCAUGACAUUGCAAUUACAGCAUAUUUUAGGUGAUAUAAAGAGUUUAGAGAAUUAUGAAAAAUGUGUCAUGAACAGAAGAAUAUAUGCUUUUUGAUCCAAUAACAGUAGAUGUGUACAAAAGUGAAGAAAACAAACUUGUCAGUAGUAGAACUUGAUACUAAUUGCCAGAUACUGCGUUAUUUUUUUUUUAGGAGUGAUAAUGGCAGGCUAGCUUUUGGUUCCUAGAUUAGGUCCACUGAGAGUGGGAAUUAUGCUUUUGCCACCCUGGUCUGAGAUGUGAGGUACGAACAACACAUAGAGAUAUAUGAAGUGCUUUAAAGAGAGCUAGUAGUAGGUGCCCAACUGGUACAGUUAACUCUAUGGCCUCUUCCUUCACAAAAUGGGGCAUAGCACUGGUGAUGCAACCGGAGCUUGGCUCAGCCAAUCCCUUUAAAUAGCAGGAGCAGGGUGCCGUCCGGUGGGCGUUUGUAGUCGGUCCCCUUGAGCGUCAGGAUAGAGGUCUCCUCCAGCCCCAGGCCUGAAUGAGGGCUGGUGUCCUGGGACCACAGACUCUGAGGUGCCAAGUCCUUGCUCUUACUUUUACACAUUACAAUACCUUACUAGUUGUGUAGAAAUAAUUAUAAGCAAAACUGUCUGACUCUUUAGAAUACUUUUUUGACCCUUAUUGCUGCACAACCUUUACCCUGUUUGACUUGACGGUAAUUUAUGCAACUGCAAUGUAACCACUCUAGAACCUGUAUUUGAAUGUUUAUGCUGUGAUAUUUUUGUAUUCUUCCUCAUUCUUUAAAAGAAACCGGUUUAAAACAAAAUUAAUAUGUAAGCCUAGUUGCACUUAGUGACACUCUAAGCACCAAAACAACUUCAGCUUCAUGAAGCUGUUUUAAGUUAUAUAUCUUGUCCCUGCAGUUUAAAAGAAAGUUUAAUUGGCCUUUUCAAUGCCAAUUAUGACCGGUUUAUGCAGCCCUAGCCACACAUCCCCUGGUUGUGACUCACACUGUCUCCAUGUAAAAGUUUUAUUUUCAAUCUGCCCUUACAGCACAGUGUUUACUUUUAGAAGUUCUGUUAACUGAACUUCAUGUGUAAAUCACUCAAAGGCUGUUGCAGAUGCUAGCUGGUUACCACAGCAGGAGGUGCAAAAUUCUAAAUUAAACACUGUACUAAAAACAAAUAGAUUUAAAGUAGAUGUGUAGUGAGUCUGUGUGAGUAAUAGAACUCCUAAAUAGCAGAUAAUUGAGCAGUAAGACUAGAGGCAUGAUCUACACACCAAAACCACUUAAUUAAAGCACAACGGCUGCUUGAAAUAGUUUCUAUAUUAUAUAAUCAUUUCUUAUAAUCCUUCUCUCAAGUUUUAAAAAUAGAGAUAUGAGAUGUCUAUAUCUAGCUAUAAUCUCUUUUUUUCAAAACUUAAAGGGAUUCUCUAGUGCCAGGAAAACAAAGUUGUUUUCCUGGCACUGUAGAAUUCUGGAGUGCCCCUCCUUAACCCACAUUCCGUAAGGGGUUAAAACCCCUUCAGAACUUGCCUGAAUCAGUGCCGAUGUCCCUCGGCGCCGGGUGAGGCUCCGCCCACGGCCCUCCCCUGCCGACGUCAGCCAGUGGGGAAGACCUAAUGUUCAUGUAUGACAACGGCCGUUCUUGCAUUGGGAUUUUCCCAUAGGAAAGCAUUAUUUAAUGCUUUCCUAUGGGGAUUCUGGAAGUCCUCGUGCAUUGCGUGAGGAUGUCCAGCGGUGUUUAGAUGACCAAAAGUCUUCUAAGCACCCAGAAGUCCCUCUAGUGGCUGUCUUGUGUGUAUAUAUGUCUUGUAGACAGCCACUAGAGGAGGACUUAACCCUGCAAGGUAGUUAUUGCAGUUUUGGGACAUUGCACUCAGACCAAUUCAAUGAGCAGAAAAACCCUUUAAUGAAAGAAUGUGACUUGUGAGGUGGCAGUUCUUUUCAGCAGAAGUUGUCUUGUUAACUAUUCUCCUUUUAUAGAGUACAGUAUAUACUCGAGUAUAAGUCUAGUUUUUCAGCACAUUUUUUGUGCUUAAAAACCCCCACUCGACUUAUACUCGAGUCACUGUCUGUAUUAUGGCAACUUAGAGAGCCGCGGCCGUCAGAGCCAUGGCAACGAUCCGCGCGGCAACCAGACCGCGAGACUUACAGUGGAGCUGACCGGAACGGAGGAGAAGGGAGCUGACAGGAGCUGCAGGAAAGGCAAGUAAAUGCUUCCUGGCGGCCCCCCCACUUCACAGCCCAUGCCACUGGACCACCAGGGAUUAAGAUAGCCCCCCUCCCUGACCGGUUAACAAGCAGGGAGGGGGGACAAAAUUUUUUUAAAUAAUAAAAAAAUAUAUUAAAAUUACAAAAAAUUAAAAAUAAUAAAAAUGCCCUCCCCCCACCCAGUUCACACACACUACACAAACACACACUUUGCAUUAUAUACACAGUGUGUGUAUAUAAUGCAGUGUGUGUGUAUAUAAUGUAGAAUGUGUGUUUGUAUGAGUGUGUGUGUGUAUAUAAUGUAGAAUGUGUGUUUGUAUGAGUGUGUAUGUGUAUAUAUAUAUAUGUGUUUGUGAGUGUGUGUGUGUAUAUAUAUAUAUAUAUAUAUAAUGCAGAAAUGUGUGUUUGUAUGAGUGUGUGUGUGUUUGUAUGAGUGUGUGUGUGUGUGUGUAUAUGUAUGUGUGUAUAUAUAUAUAUAUAUAUAUAUAUAUAUAUAUAUAUAUAUAUAUAUAUAUAUAUUGCAGAAUGUGUGUUUGUAUGAGUGUGUGUGUGUGUGUGUGUGUAUAUGUAUGUGUGUAUAUAUAUAUAUAUAUAUAUAUAUAUAUAUAUAUAUAAUGGCGUGUGUUUGUAUGAGUGUGUGUGUGUGUGUAUAUAUAUAUAUAUAUAUAUAUAUAUAUAUAUAUAAUGCAGAUGUGUGUUUGUAUGAGUGUGUGUAUAUAAUGCAGAGUGUGUGUUUGUAUGAGUGUGUGUAUAUAAUGCAGAGUGUGUUUGUAUGAGUGUGUGUAUAUAAUGCAGAGUGUGUUUGUAUGAGUGUGUGUGUAUAUAUAAUGCAGAAUGUGUGUUUGUAUGAGUGUGUGUAUAUAUAAUGCAGUGUGUGUUUAUAUGAGUGUGCGUGUAUAUAAUUAUAAAAAUCACAGAAUUUCAUAGCCCCAAGUUUUACCCUCGACUUAUCCACGAGGCAUAGCAUAUUUCACAAUUGUUGGUCACAAAACUGCACUCGACUUAUACAUGAGAUCGACUUAUACACGAGUAUAUACGGUACAUAUCAAAUUACACUGGAAGAAACGCAUAGCAAAAAUGCAUCAUUAAGCUAAAUUGUAACUGGGCCAGUAAGAAUUUAGAUUAUACUUGAGUGUCCCUUCUAGGAUCAGUAUGGACCCUUACCAGUUUUUAAUGGGUUGAGACAAUUUUGUUAAAAUGUUGAGAGUUCACUAAGGAAUUUUCGUCUUAACUUUGGGCAAUGUUGCAAUUUGGAGUGUUAAAGUGACACUAUAGUCAUCGGAACAACUUCAGCUUAAUGAGUGUUUACUUAAUACAGUGUUUACAUUGAAAGCUAGGAACCCCUCCAGUUGCAGUCACUCAGAGUGAACCAGAGGGACUUCUGAGUUGAUGGAAGUAUAAUAUGCCUCCAUCCAUGUCUGCUGUGCACGAGCAUCCUGUAAUUCAGUGUCUCCUCCCUCUGCAUGGUGACAUUGAACUUUCCUCAUAGAGAUUCAUUGAUUCAAUUCAUCUCUAUGAGGAGAUGCUGAUUGGCCAGGGCUGUGUUUGAAUCAUGCUGGCUCUGCCCCUGAUCUGCCUCCUUGUCAGUCUCAGCCAAUCCUAUAGGGAAGCACUGUGAUUGGAUCAGGCUAUCACAUGUCAGCAGACUGCUUGUUUUUCCUGAGUCUAACAGCAUGCAGAUUUACAGUUUCUUCCUCUAGUACAGUAAGAUUUUUACUAUAUUUAUGGAGGCAUGAGGGGCCUAGAGAGGCUAGAUGGUCGUGUUAACACUAUAGGGUCAGGAAUACAUGUAGUUGCGCUGGUGACUAUAGUGUCCCUUUAAACCUUACUGGUCAAAAAAAGUAAUUGUCCAUUAAAAAGUGUCACAUGAUUAAAACCUAAGCCUUUAUUGUGUCUAGGGCUUUAGGAGUGAAUUAUAAGGAAACUUUUUUUUUUCUUUCUUUCUUUGUUUAGUAAAAAAAAAUCAAGUGAAAACAAAAUCGAAAUAUUAAGGCUAAAGCAGCAGAGUUAAGAAAACAAAACAAACCCAAAACUCCAACCUUGCUCUAGUAAUAGUUUUCCUAUUUUAUCCUCAAUAUUUCAACUUGGUAUCUAUUUCAAAAUACCAUACUUUAAAAUAAUUGGUUGUUUCUCCAGCAGUUGCUAUGUUUUUGCAUUUAUUUAAAAAAUCCUGAACUGGCAACAAGUACAUAUCACUAUAGAAAUAUAUAUUUUACUAAAGCGGAGUUUGCUCUACUGAAAUAUUCCUACUAGCAAAUGAUCUGACACUCUUGAGUGAUAGUGGUGAAGCAAAAAGAGUACUUGUAUUCUAAAGAUUUGACUAGAGCAGCAUAUUCUCCAGUACUGUACAAUGUGGGCUUUUACAAUAUUUACGAUUUUUCACCUUAAAAUUUAAACCAGUCAAACCUGUACUGUUCACGUCCUUAAAACAUGUGCAAUAGGCUUAAACUUGUUGACGCUUGAAAUAUGAUUACUGGUUUGGUGUGCUCACUAUACUCUGAUUUCAACCACCCUAAGGCUGGUCUUUGCCAUCAUUCUAGAGCAGAUUUCUCCAUUGUUAUUCAAUGUGACAUUUCAGAUCCUGGCAGAACAGUAAAGAUGACUGCUCCACCGGCAUCUGAUGAACUUGUUUUCUAUGUAAAUGGGCAAAAGGUAGGUUUUCAGUUUAAGCUUUAUUUGACAUUGUUUUGCUUUUCUUUUGAAGGGGAGUGUGUAUUUUAUCAUCCCCAACCUUCUUUUUACAAAACGCAGUCAAUUCAGGUUAGAAAAAAAGUAUGUUGUGCCAUUAGUACAGAAUAAAGAAUUUAGCAUUUUUUGACAUUUGUUACUGCUUUAAAAUAAAAAGGUAAUUUUUUUCUAAUGACUAUAGACAGGGGGUAAACAGAAUUACCAUAAACAUUAAAUGAACCAAGAAUGGAAAUUGCAAAAUGUGGUAAAAAUUGAAAACUUUAAAAUGUUAGUUUAGUUGUCCACUGCAUUCCCAUAGUCAACCAAAUUCUUCAAUUUAAGAUCUUUUUAAAUCAAACUGGAAAACCCUCUUAGUGAAACUUUUGACCUGAAACCUUAGCACUGCUGUCAUUGUGUAUUGGUAAAUCCCUGUUGCAAAUGUUGUCUUUUAUCUUCACUUUACUCACUCUUUUCUUAUUAAUGCAGAUCGUAGAAAAAAAUGCAGAUCCUGAAGUUAUGCUCUUGGGUUACCUCAGAAGAAAUUGUAUCCUUUUUUGUCUGUUUUAUGUUUAUAUUUCCAAAGCCAAACCGGUAACUGCUCUCUUUCAUAUAGAUACACUUGGGUGUAACAGAACCAGGAACCAGCACCAAGUCCCUAGAUACAGUUUGCAACAGAGAAGGUUCAGGCACUCAAAGAUAUCAAAAAGACAAAUUAUUUGGAACCCAAAUGUCCAGCAGCAUUUUGACCAAAACUGUCUUUUCCAAGCUUAAAAAGACCAUUUUGGUCAAAAUGUUGCUGCAGUCUUACAUACUUUUUAAACUUUUUCACUUUAUUUUGGCAUCUAUAUUUAUUUAAAUGUGUGUGCUGGUUUAAAAAAAAAAAAGCAGCAUGUCCCGUUGUCUGUCAGAUGGCUGAAAAGGAUAUAAACUCUCCAGGAUUAUAGUAUCAGAAUAAUACUAGAGUGUCCUGACAAUCUGUCUCAAAAUGUCCACUCACCCACUGCACAUUGACAAAAGGAAACGCUUGUCUGGUCUCACUAUCUCUAAGCAGCAUUCCAAAGUUUGUCAUAUAAGAACAUAUCGUGUAUGGUAACAGCAUGUUGAUCCCAGAAGAAAAUCAGUUGGCUAUCUUGGAAUCUUUUUCUCAGACCUAAAACUUGUCUUUUUAUUUUUUUUUUAUUUUUUUCCUGCGGUGGGGUUUGUCUGAAAUGUACAGAUGCAUGUAAUAAAAUGUAAAUGUUUCUUUCCUUAACUUCUUGUUCAGUGCGUCUUACAGGAACAAAAUAUGGAUGUGGAGGAGGUGGCUGUGGUGCCUGCACAGUUAUGGUGUCAACCGUCCAUCCCAUCUCCAAGAAGAUAAUGUAUCCUAUAGAAUAGGAGAAUUAUACGUUAUUGUAAUUGGAAAAUGGAAGCAAAGUAGUGCCAAUGCUAGUAGGCAUGUGCAUGGGAAAAUCUUUCGGUUCGGUUCAGCAUUCCGAAAUUCGGCAACUUCGGCAAUUCGGUAGUUUCAGAACUUUGGGACCCAGCACUUCGGAACUUCGGCAACUUCAGAAUUUCGGAACGUCUCUUGCAGCCGCUUGGUAGAUAACUCCCUAAUUCCCACGGUAUUAGGGAGUUAUCUACCAAAAGGCUGAAAGACCUAAAUUGGUCUUUCAGCCAAAUUUAUAAUACUAAGUAAAAAUUACUUAGUAUUAGUAAAUUGUGCCCCUACUCGCUAUACUGCGAGUAGGGGCAUGUCUAUUUAAAAAAAAAAAAAAAAAUGGGUCCUCCCACCUGCGACGCACGAGUGGGGGCUUUUAAACUAAAAGGGGGGGCUAUUGCCCCCCCGAACCCCACCCCUGAGCGGUGGGUGGGGGCCCUAAAGUAAAAUAAUGGGCCUGAGCGGUGGGUGGGGGACCAAAAUAAAAAAUACCCCCCCGGGUGACUUGGGGUCCCCAAACUCCUAGUAACCCUCCUCCCCAAAAAAAUUAACCCCUACCUACCCCCCCUCACCCUAAAAAUAAUGAGGGGGGACCAUUUAACUAAACCCCUGGAAAAAACAAACAAAAAACUUACCAUUUGAUGUUUUCGUUCUUCUAAAAUCUUCUUUUUUUAGCCCCAAAAAAGGCCAAGUAAAAAGCCAUAAUAACCGACGCACUAAAAAAAAUUCCAUCUUCACCCAGUGAGGGCUCCACGCAGACUGAGCUCUGCAGGGUGGGGGAAGGCUUAGAAGCCUUGCCCCGCCCUGCAAUUUGGCUCAGAGCACUCUGAUUGGUGGGUUUAAGUCAUCCAAUCAGAGUGCUCUGACAGGUAAAUGAAGAGACUGACAGGUAAGUCUCUACAUUUUAGUACAAAAAAGAUUAGGUGUACACUCAGUAUUGGAAAUUAAUGAUAAAAACCACCACUGGUGUGCAUAAGGAGCGCUUACAAAUUUGUUGACUCGCCCAUAUGGGUUAACAUACAUAUGUAUGGAAAACGUGACUCAUAGCGAUAUAUCUGAAACAAAUGUAAAUGCAAGAAAUAGUGCAGAUAACGUUUUCAAUAAGUGCAGUGAGGGAAUAUUCUAUAUGGUCUCACUCACAUGUAACAGAGCCCUAUAGGAUAGGCUCAGAUCUCAAUGGCCUGCGUGUGCUUAUGGUGACACAGUACCCAAUCGGUCCUCUAGGCGUCUGGAGAUCCUUAUGCAUACUUGAGAGAGAGAGCGAGAAAACAAGGGGAAGAGGAGAACCCCUAGUGCGGUCAAUCCCAAUGUACAGUGUCAAAUAGUGCAGAAAAAAUAGCUUCUCACCUGAUGUGGAGCCCUAUACCUGGCUCCUGGUGUGUAGGUGUCUGUGCCUUUAAGGGGGCAACUACCCUUCUUUAAGCAGCAAUAAUGGAGGGUGGAUUCCAAAUAUAAAACAUUUAUUAAAUAAAGUAGUAAAAACUUACAAAUAAAAUAUGAACAAAAUUGUGAGAAAUUAUAAAAUGUGGAAUCUUCAAUCCUCCAGCCGAAACAUGUUUCACUGUACCCAGUUUUUCAUGAACAGCUGUACUGUGUUAGUAAUGAGAAUGCUCCGGUUUCGGAACAAGUCACGUGACACGUCCAAUUUGGGAUGCGGCACGUGAUGCUUCGGGUCACGUGACUUGUUCCGAAACCGGAGCAUUCUCAUGACUAACACAGUAUAGCUGUUCAUGAAAAACUGGGUACAGUGAGUGUAAUUUUGAGGGCGUGUAAUGCCACCUCGUUAUUCUUUUAUAGUUGCUUUCCUGUGUGGUUGUGUUUUUUGAGGAUUUGUGUAUUUGUUUAAAAAAAUUUUUCCAUUUGUCGGGCUGUAUUACUAGGUUUAACUUUUUAUUUUUAUAUUUUUUUUUUUUUUUUUUUUCCCCAAGUGGUAGUGAAGGCCGGCAAUUGUUGUGGCCUUGUGGAUAGAACUUGGGAGUACAUUGUUGAUAUGUGUUUUGUUCUUAUGGAUUGGAGGGAACAGCAUUUUUCAAAGUUAGUCUGUUCACGGCUGCCGUUGAGGGUUAGGGAUUUUGAUUGAAUAAAGUGUGUUAGUUGCCUGUAUUGAUAUGUUUGCAUAGCCGUGGGGUCAGCUAUAAAUGCCUGUAAGGGCUUUGUUACUUUUGCCCGACAGUUGUCAAGGCAUUCUCUAAUGUCAGAUAUGGCGUUGUAUGGAAAGCCUGGAAAGAUUUGCCGUCUACUCCCGGCUGGAAUAGGGGGUUGUGUGUGAGCGGGUAUAGUGGCGAUGGGUAAGGCGACAUCAGAUUAUGCGUGCGUGUGGUCGCCCACAUGCGAAGGGUCGGUGUGAUGGUAGGAUGUGGGUUGUGGAGCAUUAGUACUUGCCCUGAUUUGUGCCAGGGUAUCGUGUAAAUAGGUACUCUGAAAAAGGUGUCUUCUAAGUUCACCCAUUGUUUCCCGGAUUGUGGAAGGGACCAGUCGUAUAUCCUGGAUAGCAGUAUUGCGUUGUGGUAUGUUUCAACAUCGGGCAGACCCAGGCCGCCCCUGUCUUUUGGUUUUGUGAGUAAUGAGUACGAUAUUCGUGGAGGUUUGUGAGCCCAGAUAAAUGUGGUGAGUGUUUUUCGGACUGUAGUGAACCAGGACUUGGGAAUAGUUAUAGGGAGCACUUGUAGUAUGUAUAGUAUUCUGGGUAGGACGUUCAUCUUUAGGAUGUUCGUCCUACAGAACCACCCAAAGUGUGGUUUGUUCCAUGUGGUGAGGUCUUGCGUUAUGGCCCUUGUCAGUUCGGGGAAGUUGUUCUCGAAUAAUUGGGAAAGGUUCCUGGUGAUGUUGAUUCCCAAGUAUUUGAUACUGUGUGUUGCCCAUGUGAAUUGGUGGUCCCUGCGCAGGGCAUCUUUCUCUCGUGAUUCAAUGUGUAUCGGGAGGAUCUCACAUUUGCUAAUGUUGGCUUUAAAAUUGGAAAGUGUACUGUAGGUAGCCAUUUCUGACAUCAGGUGGGGUAUUGAUGCUACCGGAUCUGCCAGGGUGAAAAGCACAUCAUCGGCAAAUGCCGCUAUUUUGUGCUCCUCCGUCCCCGCCCGGAUGCCCUUGAUGUUAGUGUUGUCCCGGAUCCCCUGCAAAAAGGGUUCCAAAACAAGAACAAAGAGGAGCGGGGAGAGGGGGCACCCCUGUCUGGUGCCGUUGGAGAUUACUACCGGGUCAGUGAGUUGUCCAUUUAUACGGACAUUGGCGGUUGGGCAUGAAUAGAUCGCAGAAAUCCAUUUUUGCCAGUGUGGCCCAAAUCCUAAGUGUUUAAGCGUCUGUAGCAUCAGGGUCCAGUCUACUCUGUCAAACGCUUUCUCAGCAUCAAUUGACAGGAGCAGAUUGGGGUGCCCGGCUCGUGUGGCGUGGUGCAUGAGGUUCAAGAUCUUGGUGGUGUUGUGCUUGGCUUCUCUGCCCGGAAUAAAACCGGAUUGGUCUGCGUGUACUAAUCCUGGAAGUAUCGGGCGCAGUCUGUUGGCUAGGAUUUUCGUGAAGAUUUUUAUGUCCGCAUUUAUUAAGGAAAUGGGCCUGUAGCUGCCGCAUUGGGUUAAGUCUUUGCCUGGUUUUGGGAGGAGGGUGAUUGUUGCAUUAAGGGCCUGGGGUGGGAGCUUGUCUGAGUGUAGCAGCGAGUUGAAUGCGUUUACGAAGUGGGGUAUGAGUGUCUUCGCGAAGGUUUUGUAAUAUUUUGCUGUGAACCCGUCUGGCCCUGGGCUUUUCCCAUGUGGUAGAUGUUUUAUUACGUCUGCACAUUCGUCCGUGGAGAUGGGCUGUUCUAAGGAUUCUUUUAUGUUGUUUGGGAGGGAGUGGUGUAUUCUCUUCUCUAGGAACGCCGUUAUGUCCUGUGUCUGGGGGGCCGUAUGUCGGAGGUUGUAUAGGGUUGAGUAAUAGUCGUGGAAGGCCUUUGAUAUGUCAGUCAUUGAAUGCGAGAGUUUCCCUUCUUUAUUGCGUAUUGCCGCUAUGAAUGUGGGUUCUCAUUGUUUUUUUAGGGCAUGGGCUAGGAGUUUUCCACAUUUUCCUCCUUGGGCAUAGUAGAGGCUUUUUGUUUUAUCCAGGGCGUGUUUGGUGCGAGUGUUUAGGAUGGAAUUAAGUUCCGUCCUCUUUUCUAGUAGUCGCGCAUAUGUGGUGAGGGAGGAGUCUUGUUUGUGCGUGUCUUCUAGUGUUCUAAUUUCAUUGGUUAUUUUAGUUGCCUGUGCUUCUGUUUUUUGUUUUUAGACGCCAGUUGGAUGAUCGUUCCCCUAAUGGAGCUUUUGUGAGCUUCCCACACAAUUGGACAUGGAGUUCCGCGUUGUGUGUUUUGGUCAAAGUAGUGAGACAGUCCUUCCCUGAUUUGAGUUUGUAUCUCCGGUUUGUUUAAGAGGAUAUCAUUUAAUUUCCAUUGAGAUCUAUUAGGGUGCAGCAAUGGGAUGGCGAUGGUCAUUGAUAUCGGGGCAUGGUCAGACCAGGUAAUUGUGGCGUACUUGCAUGUGUGGACUAGGUGUAGGAACCGGUGAGGGAUGAGAAACAUGUCAAUUCUAGAAUAAGUGCCUGAUGAAUGAGAGUAAUACGAGUAGUCGCGUUUUGCUGGGUUGGUGAUACGCCAGCUAUCAUAUAAUUGGUGCGAGUCUAGGAGUGCCUGGAUGCGGGUUCUGGAUGAGGCUUGGUAUGUUUGAGCCUGGGAGGUGGUAUCUAGUGUCCCAUCUAAGGAGAUGUUAAAGUCGCCUCCUACUAUCAAUAGGCCCUCCUUAAAGGUAUCUAGCUUGUUCAGUAUUUUGCGUAGGGUGGGGGUUUGCUUCCUAUUAGGGAGAUAAAUGUUCACCAAGGUGACUGUUGUAUUUCCUAUCAGUCCUUUAAGAAAGAGGAACCUGCCAUUGUCAUCUGUGAGUUGGUCUAUGUAUAUGAAUGGUAGGUGGGAGGAUAGUAGAAUCGCUACACCCCUCGAUUUGGCUUCCACAAAAUUGCUAAAGUAGCCUUUGGAAUAGGUUCUGGAUUUAAGGGAAGGGGCGGAGUUCUUGCGAAAAUGUGUCUCCUGUAUAAAUACCACAUCUGCCUUGUGUCUGAUAGUCUGAUAGUGCCAUGUGUUGUUUUUCUGCUGUGUUAAGACCCCUAGCAUUGUGGGAGGUGACCGUGAUAGUGACUGGAGCCCCGGAUGCUCCCACCCCUGGAGAAUUUGUAGACCUGCUCUGUAGGUGCUUAUGCUCCAUGGUAUCUUGAGCCCCUUGUAACAAUGGAUGAUGUAUACACUGUGCAAUGUAUAGUGCCGUUCAGUACACAAAUAAAAUAAAAUCACAUAAACAGUGGUAACGUUAACAAUUUUAAACUAUAUACAAUUUGCCAGGUCUAAUCCUAGCACGGAAGAUGGGUACCGUUGUACAACUGUACGUGCAGUCGCUUAUGUGCGACUAUGGUGACUGGUGUCGGCCUCUGAGAUGUCCCUGAGUCUGCAGAAGGCCAGCUUGUCGUGACGCCGUUAUAUUUAGAUCAGCGUAGGGUGGGGUGAGUGGGUACAGUAUUUAAGAGUGGUAUCUGGUCCGUUGUGGUGUUUAGAUAUUUGUCGUAGUGUACUUUGUAAGCCCUGAGGCUGAAAACGUAUAAGCUUAUACUAGUGUAGUGGAGUAUUGGUGCUGUGUAGUGGGGCCUAUGGGGGGGGGUACCUUUGUCCCAGAGGACGGCCUAAGUGGUUGGAAGUAUUGUCUCAAGAGAUGACGUACAUUUUUUUUUUUCUCCUCUCUGUCUUUCCUUUACUCUGGUGUGGGUUGUCUCAACAGUUUCCCUAUUUGUGUAUCUCAUUCUGAGGUUUAAGCUGGAAAUGCUCUACCGGGUGGUCGUACUGUGAACACGUGUGUUGUAAAUGCACAUUUUUUUUUAAUUUUUUUUUUUUUUAAAAACACAUCAUUGAGCAUACGACCUGGCGUCCAUUAUGUCGGGGGUCGCUGUGAGUGGGUAUAUGAAAUUACGUUCUCUUCUUCCGUGUGGUUCCGUAUGCUAGUGUUGUCAUCUUGGGAUGGUGAACUUCCCGUGUUGAAGUGAGUGUUGCCGAUCCAUCUGGGCCUCUUAUGUUCAUAUGAGUUGGUCGUCUAUGGCUCCUCUAGGUCUUCUCUCUCGUAGGUGUUGGGGACUGGCUUGUCCAGUUCUCUGUUUUUUCGCUUGUGAUUGCCUUCCCAAAUCACGUGGUUUUUUAUUGUGGAAGGUUGCCGGGUCCGGCGAGUACCAGUCCAUAACUUGGGUUUCGUUCAGGUUCAGAGCCCUUAUAAAUGGGGCGACAUCUUGAUGCGUUGCGAUUGUGAACACAGAUCCUCUAGUGGCGACUGUGAGGGCGAAUGGGAAGCCCCAUCUGUAUUUGAUGUUGCGAAGUCGCAGCUGGUCUGUGACAGGUUUUAAGGUUCUUCUCGCCUGUAGGGUGAGCCAUGAUAGGUCCGGGUAUAUUUGGAUUUCUUGGCCUAGGUAUAGCAGUGGGGCGGAGGUGUCCCUUAGAGUUUUCAGGAUGUCUUCCUUUAGUGUGAAGUAAUGCAUGCGGCAUAUUAUGUCUCGUGGCAUUUCACCUACCCCACUCUUUGGCCGUAGGGACCUGUGCGCUCUGUCCAAGAGUAUUUGUGUGUCUGGCGGACGGCCCAGUAUGGAGUUGAAGAGGGUGGUUAGUUGGGCGUGCAGAUUUUCAUUGUCUGCCUCUUGAAGCCCCCUUAUGCAGAGAUUAUUUCUCCGUCCCCUGUUGUCUAAGUCAUCUAGUGACCUUUGCAUCAUGGAGAGGUGUCUGUCAUGGGCAUUUACUUUAGUGGUUAGGUCCUGUAUUUGUGUCUGAAAAGAUCCCCUCUCAUCCUCCAGGUCUUGUACCCUGUGUCCUACCUUUUGGAUAUCAGAGCUGAGGCCCUCCAUUUUGUGCUGGAAUGUAGCUUCAAUUUUCCCCAGCAUCUGUGCCAGAUCUGCUUUGGAGGGUAGGUUUCUCAAUAGCUCCUUGAUGUCCACAUCUGGUGUGUCUGUGGAGCUCUCUGAUGCCGCUGGGCUUUGUGGCUGGGAGCAUGGGUAGGCCGCCGCCGGCGCCAUGUUGGAGUCCCCAUGUUCUGAGACGCGGUCAGCAUAAUCGCGAAACAGGCAGGUUACCGAUCCCGGUUUGCCCGCUGGGGUCUUCCCCGUUGGUGGGUGAGUGGGCUGCUGCUUUUUAUUAUUUCCCAUCGCUGUUGCGUGUCUACGUUAGCUGAGUUUUCAGCCCCGUCGGCUCGGAGCUGAGUUAGUGUGCGGCCAUUCCGUCCGGUCGUCGGCCACGCCCCCCAGCAUUCUCAUUACUAACACAGUACAGCUGUUCAUGAAAAAGGACGCCAGCAGAUUGGAGGGAGGGAAGUUUGAAGGACCACACAGGAGGAAGUACAAAAUAUUUAAACAAGUAACAGCAGAAACUAUAUUACCGAUUGAAAAAGCUGUCUGGGUACAGUGAAACAUGUUUUGGCUGGAGGAUUGAAGAUUCCACAUUUUAUAAUUUCUCACAAUUUUGUUCAUAUUUUAUUUGUAAGUUUUUACUACUUUAUUUAAUAAAUGUUGUUUUAUAUUUGGAAUCCACCCUCCAUUGUUGCUGCUUAAAGAAGGGUAGUUGCCCCCUUAAAGGCACAGACACCUACACACCAGGAGCCAGGUAUAGGGCUCCACAUCAGGUGAGAAGCUAUUUUUUCUGCACUAUUUGACACUGUACAUUGGGAUUGACCGCACUAGGGGUUCUCCUCUUCCCCUUGUUUUCUCUCUCUCUCUCAAGUAUGCAUAAGGAUCUCCAGACGCCUAGAGGACCGAUUGGGUACUGUGUCACCAUAAGCACACGCAGGCCAUUGAGAUCUGAGCCUAUCCUAUAGGUCUCUGUUACAUGUGAGUAAGACCAUAUAGAAUAUUCCCUCACUGCACUUAUUGAAAACGUUAUCUGCACUAUUUCUUGCAUUUACAUUUGUUUCAGAUAUAUCGCUAUGAGUCACGUUUUCCAUACAUAUGUAUGUUAACUAGAGAUGUCGCGAACUGCUCGCCUAAGUGUUCGCGAACUGUCCGCCGGCGAACAAUAGCGUGUUCGCGUUGGGCGAACAUAUACGAUUUCCGGUCCGCCCCCUAUUCGUCAUCAUUGAGUAAACUUUGACCCGGAACCUCACAGUCAGCAGACACAUUCCAGCCAAUUAGCAGCAGACCCUCCCUCCCAGGAAGUGUCUGCUGACUGUGAGGUUCCGGGUCAAAGUUUACUCAAUGAUAACGAAUAGGGGGCGGACCGGAAAUCGUAUAUGUUCGCCCAACGCGAACACGCUAUUGUUCGCCAGGGGACAGUUCACGAACAGUUCGGCGAGCAGUUCGCAACAUCUCUAAUGUUAACCCAUAUGGGUGAGUCAACAAAUUUGUAAGCGCUCCAUAUGCACACCAGUGGUGGUUUUAUCAUUAAUUUCAAAUACUGAGUGUACACCUAAUCUUUUUUGUACUAAUCUAUAGGGUAGAGAGUCCCUAUUUGUGUGGUAGCUGCUGUCAUUCUAUUCAAUUAUUAACUGAAAGCGCCUUGAAAACACACAAAUUCUUAUUUUUGUGAAGUCUCUACAUUUAUCUGUCAUAGCACUCUGAUUGGUUGGCUUGAAAUCCACCAAUCAGAGUGCUGUCAUUUUACACAGCAUGGGAAAGUUCUUUGGAAUUCUGUGAACAGUGAAGGUGGGAGAUACCACGUGGGCAGAGCUUGUGGUCUGCUCCUUUGUUGGGUGCAGGCCACUAGGCACCCCACCUAGUCUGCUACUUCUGAAUGACUGACUUCUGGCUGAAUAACCUAGGAGCAGUGCUCACACUGAAGUAAUGGGGCUGUGAGAGAGCACAGAUGGUGCCUUCACCCACCAAAGAUGCAGACACCAUGCUCCUUCAAUAUUACAAAGCAAUGUGAAUGUGGCCAUUAGGGAGAUAUUUUGAUCUCCUUUUCAGCCAUUGGAGCAUCAAGGAAACCCCUUUACGAGCCUGACAAAUGCCUACCUUGCUUUAUAACUUGUCUACAUAGGGAUUAGGAUAAAUUGGGGGACUGGGCAGGCAAGUGGCAGAUGAGAUUCAAUACAGAUAAAUGAAAAGUAAUGUAUUUUGAAAUAAGAAACCCACACAUCACUUAUACAUUAAAUGGGGUAGUUAGGGAUUACAUUAAAUAAAAAUUACUUUGGAACAAUUAUAGAUCACAAACUAGGCAAUAGUAUGCAAUGCUGGUCUGUCGUUGCAAAAGGUAGUAGGGUAAUUUUGUGUAUGGAAAGGUUUUGCUUCACAUGAUCAAAAUAGAAUUUUGCUUUUUUACAAAUCAAUGGAAUGAAAUAUUUGGUGCAAUUUUGGGCACAAGUUUUAAAGGAUAUUGCAGAACUAGAAAAAGUACAGAGCUACAAAACUAGUAAGGGGGAUGGAAAAUCUUAUGACUAAAGGCUACAAAAACUGGAGAUAUGGUAGCCCUAUACAUAUAUACAGGGUUAGUAAACAAAUAUGUGCUAACCUGUUCAUUAGCAGGACUAUACAACAAACGAGUUCACACACACUGAAUGUGGCAAACCUAGCCACUUCAGACUAUUUUGUUUCACUUUAAGGGUUGCCCUAGAAAGACUGGUUUAUAUAUGGUUUGAUGUGUUGGUUUAAAAUGUGAAAGAGGGAAUUCGUAUGCUAGUGGCCCGAAAGCUGCUAGCAUUCAUAUGGUAGUUUCACGAACAGUGAUUUUAAACACUGUUCAUGAAACGAUCAAAGUACCGAAUGGGAACCCACACACGGGGUCGUGUGGCUCCCAUUAACCGAUCGCAACAAUGUAUCUAUCGGCUGUUAAUUGAUUCCCCGGGUGGCUGACGUUUGGCUACCGACCAUGUGGCGGCGGCCAUCUUGGAUUCCCUUUUUGCCCAGCGGUGUUUGGUCGUCAAGUGCCUGGAACUAAAAUUGGCUACUCGACGGUGCGAACACCGCUGGACUUCCAGGCCGUUCAGGAGCGCCGCUCUUUCUGUACUUUCCCCCCACUUAUGUAUUCGUGACUUUUAUGAGAAAUGUAGGCUAAAGUGUAUUUCGUGCAGCGUUCAGCUGAUUGUGCUUGGAUCUGAGCGGUACUUUCAUGAAGUAUGCGCUCAGACCCCAGCUAUCUGCCGAACGGUCAUUCGGUACAGUGGCAUGAAUAAAAUAGAAGUUAUGUAUUUUUAUGUAAAAAGCCAGUUCUGCUGUACUGAGGGAUAAUCCACUCAACAGGAUAUUCUAGUGGGAGUAUCCUUCUCGUACAGCAAUGCAUGGUGGGAGAAAUGUUCUGUAUGUUAAGUCCCCCAUGUAGUCCCCUACUAUACAACCCCUGUAAAGUCAGUAAGGAAACCCCUUGCAUGCGGAACCGCAUAAAUACUGGAGCUUGUGAAUAAAAUAGUCAGUUGACUCCCAGAACUGUUUUUCGUCCGGUUACUGGGGGAUAUUCCCUUCAAUUUCAGCGCUUUCCUUGGAUUACCUUCUGUACCAGCAGAUAUAUUGGGAUUUAAUAUUGCAGCUCUGCUAAACUGAGAUUGUUAGAAAGACUGGGGUUUUUGUUUACAGCAGAGGAAGGGUUCUUUACAGUAACUUACUUUAAAAGUUUGUCUCCUGCUCUGUAAACUGAACUUUAAUUACAUACAGGAGACUCCUGCAGGAUCUGGCAAGCUAUUAACAGAGCGUGAAGUAAGGAAUUCUAAAUUAAACCAAACUUGCAAUAAAGGAAGUGUAAACAUUAGAUGACUCUACAGGAAGUGUUUAGGAAGACUAUAUUAAUCACAUGCAGGGAGGUGUGGCUAAGAUUGCCAAAAAAGUGAUUUAACUUCUAAAUGGCAGAUAAUUGAGCAGUGAGACUUCAGGGGCAUAUCGUGCAGCGUUCGGCUGAUUGUGCUUGGAUCUGAGCGGUGAGACUUCAGGGGUAUGGUCUAAACACCAAACCUGUGUUAUGCAGCUAAAGUUGUAUUGGUGAUUUUUAGUGUCCCUUUAAGCUACUUCUGUGCUUUUGGACAACCUUCAAAAUUGAACAUGAGAAAAUUCCUUUGAACAAGUAAUCUACAUACUUAACAAAUAACCUAAAGGCUAAGGCUGCCUUUGUUGGCUUUUAUAUAAUGUAGAGCUAUAAACAGAAGAUUAAAAUAAAGUAAAGGGAUUAGCUAACAUUAUUCCUUACCCAACACUGUGUGUGGUGGACAUUGAAAAAGCAAACCACAGUAAGCAAACAUUGACAAAAUACUUCAUCCUUUUUUUUCUCUUGCAAGAAUCUAAGGUCAAGUGACUAGCAUUGUAUUAAAUCAAUUGUGACACACAGGGCAUGUCUUGUUUAUUGCAUAAUUAAAACCCUGUUGGGCAAAACUGAGCAAGAAACCUGAAUUUCAAUCUGCAUUAUCACCUGGGAUCCAAGGGUUGUUUAUAAACACUCAUUGCCUGACAUUAACAUACUUUCAUGCAUUUUGAUUUUUAAAUUGGUUUUAAUAAGUUGGAAUUGUUCCAACUUAUAUAGAUGUUUUUACAUGUGCAUAUCACUUAUGCAGAUAUUUCUUGCUGCUUACAAUUGAGUUUUACUGAGAAUUGAACCAUGGUUGGUGCAAUCUUUAUUCGAAGGAUCAUAUCAACCAAUUCACCAGAGCCCUGGCUAGAAGAAAAAAAUCCAUGUAUUUUUUCUACCCAACAUGUAAUGGGUUGCUUUCUGAAUUCCAAACAAUCCCCCAAUGAUUCAGCAUGAUAGUCAUCGUGACUAAGGAUUUACUUUCUUGAGGGGUAACCGGUUAUCUAAACUAAUUUGUACUUUUACUAUAUAUUAUAUAGUCUGUGACUUGUAUUGGUUUGUCUAUAACCUGCUUAUGUAGAUGUUACAGCAGAUUUCAGAAUUUAUACAUGGUGUAAAAUAUCGAUAUAGAUAACCUGUAUGUUAACAUAAUGUUCGCAAUACAGGUCUGAACAAAAAACUUGGACUUCUUUUUUUGUGUAUGAUUAGAGGGAGUAGUCAUGUGGAGUAAAUCAAAAUUGGGGGUUUGUGUGUGUUUUUUCUUUUUAAUUUAUUUUUUUUUAGCAAGAAAUCUAAACAUGAAGGUUUUAGGGGUUUUAAUACUGUUAAAUUUUUGCUGGACUAAAGUCCUGAAAGGUUGACAUGCUCUCUUACUGGACCAUUAGUUGCAUUUUAGAACCUUGGAAUCAAAUGUUAAUAGUCUUAGAGUCCAUUUUAAUCAGACCUUGAUCUGCCUGUUUUUGCUAUCCUUCACAAUUUUAAAGACACUAUCCAGCCACUGCAUGCUUGCUCCCGAUUUGUUCUCUGAAUAAUAUGGCUGUGACUACGACCGAAGGAAUAGGCAACUCGGCCAGGCUACACCCAGUGCAGGUACAAUAUAUAAUUGAGCAGCAACACUGUUAAAAUCUGUAUUUGGCAUUUUCAUUUUCUUUCUGUUGUGCACCCCCCUUAAAUUUGUUACACAAAUCAUGAGUUGGGGGCUGGGGGGAGGUUAAGCACUUUACAUCUGAAAAAUUUGAGUUUUUGCUAGAUGUAGAAAUCUGUGUGAAAGGAUGGUAGGGACAUAUUGCAAAUUAUUCAGUCAAAUAACGAAUUACCUGAAUAAAAGGUCUAAUAAGAUUUAACACAUAGAACUUGUCAUGGAGUUUCAGCUGCAUUAUCAACCAUUUGUUCUUAUUUUCUAAUUUUUAUAUAUAAAUUUCUAAUUUCUAUAUGAACCAUUUUAAUUGUGUAUUUAUGCCAACCACAGGAAAGGAUAGCCAAAGCCCAUGGCUCUCAGUGUGGAUUCUGCACCCCUGGAAUGGUGAUGUCCAUGUAUGCAUUACUAAGGAACCAUCCAGAACCCACCAUGGACCAAAUCAUGGAUGCUUUGUCUGGUAUGCACACAUUUUUUUACAUUAGAUAAUCUCUUCUAGUAUCUGUGACUGACCGCCUGCCACUCCGACCGGGUGCCUCCAUCAGUUGAUGCUCCAAGCACUCCACCAGACACCAUCCGCACUGUAGUCCCCAUGUCCAGCGUUACAGCUUGGCUGGGAACUUGCCGUCCUCCACCCACCCUGGACCCAAGAACAGGAUCCAGCUUCCAGUGGGUGAACCUUUACUACUCCAGAGAGCAUAGCAGGAACAGAUCUUAAAAGAGCUAAUGAUUAUAAUCCCAGGAGAGUAAUGUGAUAUAGCAAUCCCCAGGGUAGAUGCAGCCGUUUCCCCCACACAUGAGAUGAGUCUCUAUGUUGAGGGUAACAGGAACUCCAUUUAAAUGGUGCCACGCUGACCUUUUAUGACAAUCCCCAUGUAAGGGAUAUGCCCACAUAGACCUUGUUGGGAACAGGGACACAAACCAAUAAGAACAGUGAUUAAAUGCAUGACACUCCCACAUACAAUAAGCCUUCCCCUUUACUUAGGAGAUAAUGGAGUCGAGCACUAUACUAAACUCCAUUAUCCCCAAAUACAAAAACACACAUUUCUAAAGUCCUGAAAGUACCCCAAAACACACAUCCCUACAAAUGUUACAUCCCCCGAUCACCCUGAUGUGGGUGACCAACAUAUACAAAAAUCACCCAGAUCAGUUCAGGGGUUCAGAAAUUUUAUGGCAGUCAUAUUUCUACUGACCAUAGGCAUGGUCCCAUUGCUGAAAAUAGUUCCAUAGAAUCGCGGCUAAGUGUCCCUGGAGGAGCGACCAGAAUGGCAAGGUUUUCAUGCCGAAAAUAGUUAAAGGGCAUUCGCGACUGUAAAAUAUGGAUGGGAUUGGUGUUAAUGUUGAAUCCUCUUAAUUUCUUCUUAUCUUCAGUUGAUUGAUAUAUAUACGUCUUUUGUAUAUAUAUUCUUGGGCCAAAUGCUCGCCACAAUAACAUAUGUCUAUAUUAUUGAAAAGUAGUAAUACGCAAUCUGACUUACGGUUUCUUCAGGUUUAUUCUUUGUUACGGAUACAUAAUAAAACAUAAUAAAUGAUGUUACAGGAUAAUGUACAUUCAACAGCAGAUGGUAAUUGCUGGACUUCUGAUGGGAGAGUUACAUCGUUGUACAGAGCCAAGCCAAGAUUAAGACUGAGAGACCUCGUGUCCCUCUGUUACUAUAUAGAAGUGCUAAUACUAACGUCCGCGUUUACCUCUAGCCAUAUAAGGACAAGACCCCCGAAUCCACAUUCCAGAGCUCUCGGACAAAGAAAGCCUUGUGACUUAUUGAUACCAUCUGUUACUUAUGUCAAUCCACACAUCCAUAUAUAUAAUCAAUAGAAACAUAGAAUAUGCAAUAUUCUACAGCGACUAAGUCCCCCUGAAGUCUAUUGGCGGUAUUGGUCCAUGCAAACAUGAUGGCCGCCACUACGUGGUCGAAUGGUUUCGGGAGUUCAAAGUGCCACUUCGAAACUUCGAACUGUUCCUGGUAUGAGUCCACAAGGGCACAAACAGUGUUUUUAAACAAAGUCUAUUAGAGGCCAUAGUCACAGGGUAAAAGGCUGGCAAAUAGGCCAGUGACUAGUUUAUGUUCGCCAAAGUAUUUGCUUGCAUGUUGACUUAUUAUAUAGGGGUUUUUGUGGUUGUGGAUCCCUCACCAUAUAGUUGAUUAGGCUGACUGGUAUCCAGAAUACCUUUUCUUGGAUAAAUUGUCAAACAUCCAUCUGACUAUCACCACCUGCAUUCUCAAAGAAUCUUGUUUCUCUGGCAGAGCAUAUGACUAUAUAAAAGAUGUAAUAUAAUACUAGAUUAUAAACUGAUCAGAGAAGUAAUAAUAGGGUUAUUUUAUUUCUUUAGAUUGUAAACAACUUUAAAUUUUUUUACAAAGGAUGAAACUGUUUACCAGAGAUCUGGUAAUGUUGGUGGCAUUUCAACUUUGAGGUUUCAUUUUAUACUGCAUAUAGUAAGAAAAAAAAAAAAUAUAUAGUUUGUUUUUUUUUAUAAUUUUUUUUUUUUUUUUUUUAGGAAACUUGUGUCGCUGUACUGGAUACAGACCAAUUCUGGAUGGAUGCAAGACUUUCUCCAAAGUAGGUAGUCUUAUGCCACUUUGUUAAAAUCUAUAGAUCUAAAGAUACAUUUUUUUAUUGUUUUUCCAAAAUAACUGCUGUCUAAAUUGGAAACCUGGGGAACGUUAUUUAACUUCUACUUAGAAAUAGUGAGUCCCUUUGUGUAUAUAGAAUUUCAUAUUCUAUUUAAAUAAGUGCCUAUAGUGGAUAUAUCAUUACAGCUUAGGUCGCUGCAGAGUAAAGUCUUCUGUAGCCUGAAAAUAUCAGAAUAAAUAAAUAUUUGACCCUAUAUUCAUCCAGGUUUACAUUUGGGGUAGAUUUAAGAAUGGCUGUCUGCAACCUUUAACCCCUUAAGGACACAUGACAUGUGUGACAUGUCAUGAUUCCCCUUUAUUCCAGAAGUUUGGUCCUUAACCCCUUAAGGACACAACUUCUGGAAUAAAAGGGAAUCAUGACUGAAUAUUUCCGUCAUGUGUCCUUAAGGGGUUAAAGACGCCCUUCUUUCCUUCUUCCCCCAGCCCAGACUUUCUGUAGCUGUUCAAUGAGACUUCCCAAUGGAGUUGAAUGAGACAUCUUUGCAAGGCAGGUUCUUGGGUUUAGUUUUUCUCCUGCGCAGUUUAAUUUGUUUUGUUUACUCCUAAUCACCUUUCCAUUCUCUCAAAGGACUGCUGUCUAAACAAGAGAGAUGAAAAUAUGAUCACAGAAACCGAGGUAAACAGAUCCAUUUAUCAAUGCAUUUUAUUUACAGGCUUUGGAACUUUUACCCUCUGCAAUCUGCUAGCAUAUUUUGCACAAUAUUAUGGCCUGUUUUUUGACUAGUUCUGCAAGGUGCUUACAAACACCUUAAUUGUGAUAAUGGCAUCUAUUCCACAAGAACAGCCUUAAAGAUGUUUUUGAGUUCUAUAUGCCUGGGGGCCUGUUUUAUUAAAAGUACAUGCUUUAUUUUAGACUUCUGACUGACCCAGAUCCUUACUGGUGUUUUAUUAACCGCAAUUAGGACAUCUCAAUUAUUUGUAAAUUAAUUAUAAGACUAUAGGUUAAUAGGUUUUGCAACAGGCUCUUUUACUCAACAAGGAUUGGGUGAGAAUAACUUUCUUCAAGUAAUGGAUCCCUAUUGAACUAUAGUAAUGUCCAGAAGCAAGUUCUAAAUUGUCUUUAAAAUGACAUAAUGUUGCACGGAGGAAGCAUUGGGGUCUACAGUGCUAUCUAUGCCAGCCCCAAAAAGUUAUCCUAAAAUAAGAAUACAUUCUAAUUGACCAUUGAUGCCUAAGAAACACUAUAUGCAACUUGUGCUGAAAUCAGUCAAUGUAGAUACUUGCUACUUGCUCUUUUCUACGAACUCUUGGUAUUUAUUUGCACCUGGCCUCUUUAACACUUAUUUAUAUAGUUAUGUUCAGACCUAUUAUUGUAUCUGCAAAUACGUCACUAGAACACGGGGCAUGUAAUGCACUGUAUAUCCCAUGAUGCAUUGGCUUGUUAAAUCUUCAGGUCACUUUCUAGGAAUCUGUUGUAUAUCCGAUAAGCACAACAUAGUUAGUUGUCUUGUACCCGAAGCAUACAAAGACUUCGGAGUGACCUAUUUCUCACGUCAUUCCACUGGUCUAUAUGGUAUUCAGUACAGGAGUAAAAUAGGGAACUAAUGGAAAGAUUGUGUAUUUUUUUUUUUUUUAAAUGAAAUAGAAAUUCUCAGCUUAUUCUUGCUAUUUGAUUUAAGCAGGGUUCUCUUUACUUUGUAUGUAUUGUAUGUCCGUUACUUGCUUUUCUAUAACCCUUUGUAUUGUAAAGAAUUGAACAAUAUGUUGGCACCAUACAAUUUAUGCUGAAUAAGACGUGUUUUUUUUUUUUUUUUUUUUGGAAAACUUUAUCUACAUAGAGCUCUCCAAUGCUCUUCAAUGAGAAGGAAUUCUUACCCUUGGAUGCAACACAGGAGCUGAUAUUCCCUCCUGAACUAACAGUAAGUGCUUUAAUCAGGGCUUUGGCAUUUGGGAUCCCCCUAGGACUACUUAACCAGUUUUAUUAAUAGUGAUCAAUGGGCAUCUAUUUUCAAUGUUGGGGUAAUAAACACCCAAACCUUGCAAGGAAUACCAUGUGGGUUUAUAAUGCUUAUCACAGGCAGAAAUCUCCCCUCUUCCUCAAUGUGUACCAUUGUAGCUGCUAACAGGGCUCAAGAAUAAGAAUCCCUUCUGUAAACAUCGCUUCUUGUAUCUAAAUCCUAAAUGAUGUCUGCAUAUGUUAGCAGUUAAUGUAGUGUUGUUUCCAAAUAUAAAGUGUUUUCAGUUUUCUAUGAUAUAUUGAUGCACUACACUUAUACAAGUAACUCACAUUUAUAGAGAUUAGCUUUACUCCCAUAAUCAAGUGGUCAUUUUGGUACAGUCUGGCACAGAAAUGAUUUAACUUUCCCAUUAUACGUUUUAUGGUUAGCUACACACUGAAGAAAGACUACAAAAUAUUUAGGAUUUGUAAGUUUCCCAAAUCUAGCCCAAUGGGUAUGAGCGAACCUGGACAAUUGCAGGGCCAGCUCUAAAAUAUGAAGACGUACUAUGGAGUAAUCAGGCAUGAGUGUAUUUGUCAUUGAAAUGCUACACUUUCUGCCUCAGUGCAUGUAUUCCAUUUGUGUUGCUAAAGUAGCUAAUAUUAAAAAUAAACUCUCCUCAGAGAUUUAAGUGUAAUUAUAAAUAUGUAUUUACCAUAUCCUCUAUGGCAACAUUGGGCAUUCUGAUAGUGACCCACCAAGAGCAACCAGAAAGGACAUUGGUGUAAUUUCAUUAAUUGCCAAAUUUCGUCAUUACCAAAAUAGUUGAUUAAUAAUUUUGUGCCUUUUAUAGUUGAAACAUGCCAAGCCGCAAAAAAUGAAAGUUUUCCAUGGAGAGAGGACAACUUGGUACAUGCCUUCCUCACGUCAAGAACUUUUGGAGCUGAAAGUAAAGUAUCCCAAAGCACCACUUGUAGUGGGGAACACAGAUGUAGGUAGGUUUGGGAAUUUUAUUUAUUUUUUUAUUUUUUUGGAUGAAGGAAGGUGAAGUGUUUAACUGAUGAAUUGCAGGAUAAUUUGAUGGGGAAAAAGAUAAACUAUUAAUGUAAUACUGAAAGCUUUCCCCCAUUAUUGUGCAUGGUACAUGAAGUUCAAAGGCAAACAAUGUUACUCCUGUGCUGAGAAUCACACAAGGUUUUUGAUUCUCUUUAUAGAACCAUGAUGGCAAACAGAUGAACACUAAAACACACUUCAGCCCCUACAUUUUUUUUUUCAAAACUCUAACCUUAUCUGUGUACCUAAAACUACAAUUUAUUGAAAACUGGCUGUAUAAUAAUUGCAAUCUCUAUUCUUCAGGUCUGCAGAUGAGAAUUAAUGGGGUCUUCCAUCCAGUAAUUAUCUCACCUGUCCAAAUACAAGAACUCUACAAGGUCUCCUCCAAUGAUUUUGGUAAGAGAAUUAUGCUUUUGAUCCCCAGGUAUGGCAGUCCUUGUAUUGGAAGGGGCAAAGGUGACAAAAGAAAUGGGACCUCAAAUUAUCUCUUGGCUAUAAUAAACUCUAAUGAAUAAUUUACCAGUUUAUCUACACUAUAUGGACAAAAGUAUUGGCACACCUGACCACUACACCAACUUAGACUACUUUUGAUAUUGCAUUCUAAAUACAUACACAAAUGUUUUUGGUUACCACUCUUCUGGAAAAGGCAUUCCACAAGAUUUUGGAGAUGUCUGUGAAUUUUUGCCCAUUCAUCCAGUAGAGAAUUUGAGGUUGGGCUCUGUUUGAUGAGAAGGCCAGAUUCUCUGCUACAAUUAAUCCCAAAGUUUUUCGAUCAGGUUGAGGUCAGGACUCCCAGUGCAUCCCAGUCUAGAUCUUCCACACCAAACUCAUCCAGUCAUGUCUUUAUGGACCUUGCUUUGUACACUGGAGCACAGUCAUGCUGGAAUAGAAAAGGGCCUUCCCUUAACUGUUCCCACGAAGUUGGAAGCAUAGCACUGUCUGCUUAGUAUCCUGAAGCAUUAACAUUUCUCUUCACUUGAAGUAAGGGGCCUAACCCAAUCCCUGGGAAAAACAGCCCCAUACCAUUAUCCCUCCAUCAAAAUGUACAGUUGGUACAAGGCAGUCAAGCAGGUAGCGUUCUCUUGACAUCCACCAAAACCUGGCUUGCCCGUUUCACUGCCAAUAAUGUGAUUCGUCACUUCACAGAACAUGUAUCGACUGGUCCAGAGUUCAGUGGUGGCGUGCUUACACAACGAUUUGGCAUUGUACUUGAUGUGAUUGCAUGCAGCUGUCUGCCAUGGAAACCCAUUCUAUGAAGCUCCUGCCGAAAAGUUUUUGUGCUGGAAUUAAUGCAAGUGGAUGUUUGGAACCCUUCAGCUAUGGAAUUGGCAGCAUGUUGAUUUUUAUGCACCGUGGGCCUCAGCACUUGGUGACCUCACUCUGUGACUUUAUGUUGUCUUCCGCUUCAUGGCUAAGUUGUGGUGUUUCUAAACACUUCCACUUUACAAUGCCACUUACAGGUGAGAUGUGUCCUAAUACUUUUGUCCAUGUAGUGUGUAGAUAUUGACACAGAUAUGUUUCUGGGAAUAUCUUUCUAAAGAUUAGAAAGUAAACCACAACUAAAUGGUGUUACUGUCAUGCUUCUAAAGCAUUUAAUUUAAUCUUCCUUAAAAAUGUCAGUCUUAUGAUUGUGUUCUGAGCUGGACAACUGGCAAAUCAUGGCAAUUGAAGAUAUACGAUGCGCUUCCUAAAAGGGCAUACAAAAGCUGGAGACUCCAAAUUAUGUAUGUGACAAAGUUUUAGAACAUAAAGAUAUAACAAGUGAUGUGUGAGCACUCUGUACUGAGUGAAUGCAGAAUGUGAAGGAGAUCUUCCCCUCAUGCUGCAGCUCUUACAGUGAUUGGUGUUGGACAGCCCAGCACAAAUCAAAGAGGGAGCAAGCAGGGAGACCUUACCAGGGACUUUACAGACCCUCUGGGUCUCCUUGAUACUGGGGGAAGGGGGACAAUGGCAUAUUUAAUAUAACCGUGGAUAAGCAUGACCAUGUUCAGCCCCGCUAAUUAAAUAAAUUUAAAGGGCUAUGUAUGUUGGUGCGUAGUGUCUCUAAAUUGAUGUAAAUUCCUAAUGAAACUGGGUAAUAGAAAACUAGACCGCCAGGUGCAGCUCCUCAGACUAUGAUGACUUAGGACGUUUGUGAUGCGGCACAGGAGGAGGCCGAGUAAUAGUGAUCCUCUAAGGAGAAGGCUGUGAAAAAAGAAGCACGAGGGAAAUUUAGCAGACCCGAGCAACGAGACGCCCAAAAUACCUACCCUAUUCGUGAGAUCGAGGGAGAGUUUAAAAACCCAUUAUGUGAAUAAGCCCUUUAGGGGAAGAAUUUUUUUUUAUUUUUUUUUUUGGUUUAAAGGAAAAGCAAUUGAUAUGUAUACUCAGUAAAGCCUGUCAACGGAACACCUCUAAAUUUACUUGAAGGAUAUAUGGUUGCGGAAAACUUCCAGUGAAAGGGUGGGCUGUAAACUAAAUACAACUGAUUACAAGUGAUAAAGAGAAGGGAAAGGAAAAAGGUGGUGGGGGGCACUAAAUGGGAAGGAAAAGAAGAAAGAAGGGGGGAAAAAAUUAACUUGUACAUAUGUGUAGAAGGACCCUGUAAAUAAAGUACCUCCAAAGCUAUCUUAAGAGAAGUAUCAAAAUCGGUGAGCGAUCAGAUACUGAGGCUAAAACUUUGGCUGGCUUGUCUGGAUCAUUUCAUCGUGGAAGCGAACACUAGAGAGAAUCUCUGAAUUUAAAACAGGAAAGGAAAGGAAAGAAAAGGGAAAGGAAAAGUAAACGUUCCCACGGAGACUAAAGUAAAAGAGUUGAAAAAUUCAGAGAAUAACGAAAAGGUAAAAGAAAUGGCCUUGAAGAAGGGAAGUGAUCCCAAAGGCUCAAAAAAAAGUAAAGAGGAGAAAGAGCAGAGAUCAAAUAAAUCACUACUAUCAUAUUAUCCUUCCCCAAGCUCAGAAGGAAAAUCAACCUCAAGAAGAAGGUUGAGUUCUCUACCCAAACAAAAUUAGUGACACCAAAGAGAAACCUCAAUCUCAAGAUAAAAUAGAAAUAUUUAGAUCAAGCAAGAAAAUUCUCAAUAUAUUGUACAAGAAGAGCAAGUGCAAAUUACCCAAGAGUUUUUAACAAGUCUAUUAGAAGAGCAUAGACAAAAUAAAAAAAGACUACUGUUAUAAAAGUCAAAGCGAAAUUAAAGAAUUUGAACCGAAAUGUUCAAUAGAACACUGAAAAAUUAGAAUCCAUGAAAUUUGAAAUGGAAAAACAAGAAAAUAAGAACUUAUCCAAAAAAGUACCUGAGCUACAAAAUAGCUGAUGGGAAAGACCGCUGAAGGAAAAGCAAUCUUCGGAUAAGGUGUCUCAGAAGAUGUAAAAAAAUAAGAAAUAAAAGGUUCUUUAUGAUGUUUUCAAAGAAAUGGCAGGAGAAGUAGGGGAAAAAGAAUCACUCCUAGUUAGAGCCCAUAGGCUCCUGAAACAUCACAGGCACCUACAAAUGCCCCUAUGGAUAUUAUAGUUUGUUUUCAAAACAAUUUAUACAAUGCAAAGAUCUGGAAAGUGAGAUACAAAACGAAGCAUAAAAUCGGGAAAUUCAAAGAUCUAAAAAUUAUGAAUUAUUUAUUUUCACUCUGCAACAAAGGUUAAAUCUGAGAUCUAUUAUGGAAGUUCGAACAAGAGAACCUAAAAUUCACAUGGAUAUAUCCAGGAAAAGUUUUCCUUAACUACAAUGAAGAGAGAAUCAUUAUUCAUUUUAGACCUUGAUCUUUAGAUGAAAUAAAGGACUGGAAAAUAGGCGAGACAGGGACCUCACGCUCCUAAAAAAGAAAGGGGUAGGGCGAGGGAAAGGGGAAGGAUAAAGAGAAUUGCUGUUGGAGGAACGAUCUCUUUAAAUUAACUAGGUUCUUUCCGUCUCUGACUUCUUGUCUUUACCCGUCAUGCUGCGAUUAGUUUCCUGGUGGAGUUAAAUAACGAAUUUAUUUUUGUAAGCAGAACAUGAGCCUUAUCAUAUUCAUGUUGGAGGUUUUUUUUUUCCUGCUUGUUUUGUAGGAAUGUAAGUAUAAAUUAGAUGUAAAAUACAAACAAGGGUGGGAAAAAUUUUUGGGAAAAAAAUAAAAUAUUUUUAAUAGACUAUGGUUAAAUUUUGUUCUAUAAAUGCACAAGGUUUAAAUUCACCUGUUAAAAGGCACAAAUUAUUAGAUAUGUUAAACAAAGAAAUAUACAUUGCACUUAUUAAAGAGAUGCACUGGUUCUCAACACAAAAAUAUUAUGAUAAAUAUUCAAGGCAAAUGUCGUGUUAUAACAAAAAAAGUAGAGGCACUUUUGUUUUAAUAAGUUAAUUGAUAUCUUUAGAGAUUGAUAAAGAGGGAAGAUACAGUAUAUUGAAUUGUAAAAUAGAUAAUGCACGUAAUAUGAAUGCAGUUUCCUUUUUAAAUUUUUUAAUGGAAAAGGUAGAUAAAUUUGCACAAGGUCAAUUAAUAUUGGGGGGGCGAUUUCAAUUUAAUAGGUGAUACAAAUUUGGACAAAAAAUUACCAGAAGGGAGAAGCAUAAAUAAGAAAUUGCUAUUAGAAGCAAAAAAAAAAAAAAUGGUUAAUUUGUGAUUUAAUCGAUAUAUGGUGAACUAUAACCCCAGAAAGAAAAGAUUAUACAUUUUAUUCUAUACCCUUUAAUUCCUACUCUCAUAUAGACUUAUUCUCAUCUUCAACCUCUAUCUUUUAUAAAACUUAAAAUUGAAAUUUCAAUUCCCACUUGGUCAGAUCAUGUUCCAUUAUUUCUUGAAUUAAAACAGAGUAAAAAUAAAGUUAGACAAGAAUGGAGACUUAAUGAAUCCCUUCUUAAACAAAAGUAUAUCAUGGAAAGCUUAAAAAAGAAAUUCAAAUUUAUUUCCAUGAAAAUAAAUUGUCAAAUCUCAAAGAGAAUUACUUGGUGUGCAUUACAGGCGGUAAUUAGAGGGCACAUAAUUAGAUUUGGUUCAAAUGAGGAAAAAGAAAGUUUACCUAUCAAGCAAUUAUAUGUCCAAUUAUCUCGGUUAGAAAAAGAAAAACAAAGAAAAUCCAUCUCAUAAAAUUCUUGAAGAAAUUUAUAAAAUUAUAGAUCAAAUAAAACUUAAAGAUGUAGAAAUAAUGAAUUUAAACCUCCUGUGUUUAAAACAAAAAUGGUAUAGCCAAGGAAAUGGGCUAAUAGAAUGAUGUUCAACAAGCUAAAAAAUCUAAAGAAAAAAUUUAAAAUAGACAAAAUAACAGAAAACGGGAAGACAAUACUGGGCAUUUUCUUUUUGGAUAUUUAUAACAAAUCAUAUCAUUUAGGUAAAGAUUAUUUGUCAGAAGCUCUGGGAAUUUUUUAAAAAAUAUUUGGAGAAAUUUAAUUAUUCUGAUAUAUCUUAUUAUAAAACCUUAAAUACUCCAAUAACCUUGCAAGAAAUUUCAAAUGUGAUUCAAAAUUUAGACACAUAAAACACCCGGUCCAGAUUGAUUUUCUAAUAUUUUAUAAAGUUUUUGAAAAGGAUCUGGAUAUUUGGAUCUUUUUAGGGAAAUUGGAGAAGGGAAAAUGCCAAGAUAGAUGUUACUAGCAAACAGAUCUCCCAUCUCGAAGCCUGUUAAAGAUAAAACAUUAAUUAAACAUUUUAGACCAAUCUCUUAUAAAUGUAGAUACAAAGAUAUACUCAUGGGUGUGGGCAAACCAAUUUAAAAAAGGUUAUCUACAAUUUAAUAAAUAAAGAUCAAUCCGGUUUUAUCCCAAAAAGAAAAGCAGAGGAUCACAUAAGAAAUAUAAUGAAUAGAAUGUUUUUGGCCCAUAGUCAAAAAAGAUCCCUUCUGACCCGGUCAUUGGAUGCUGAGAAGGCCUUUGACAGGGUCAGUUGGGUAUUUUUAGAAGAAACAUUUAAGAAAGUUAAUUUUGGGGGAGGCAUUUUUCAAAUCAAAAUUGGUUUUUUGUAAAGAUCCGCAAGCCUGUAUCUUAUGUUCAGGAAUAAGAUCUCCUUGGUUCAAAAUAUAUAAUAUAAUAUAAUAUAACAAGGGUGCCCUUUAGGGAUGUGCAUGGGCAAAAAAUUUGGUUCGGUUUGGCACUUCCGAAAUUCGGGACUUCGGCAAUCCCCUAACCUUUAUCCCUAGUAGGGGUAGGGUAAGGGUUAGGGUUAGAUUCCUGUCGUCAUUCCCUUAAUUUUCCCUCCUUCUCCUGUUUUGCCACUUUUCAGAAAUCCAAAGCACUUUGGCACUUCCGUAGUUCGGCAUUUCAAUGGUUUGGUAAUUCGGCAGCGUCCGAAUUGCCAAAAUUCAUCCAGAUUUUAAAUUUGGAACGAAACUAAUUGCACAGGUCUACUGCCUUUUGGCUCCAAUGUUAUACGUACUCUCAUUGGAACCAUUUGCUCAAAAAAUUAAGGACAACCAAGGGAAAAAGUGAAUUUAAAUUAUCAAUUUUUUUUUUUAUUUUUUUACUUUAGAAGAUCCAGUAUCAUGGGUAAGGGAGCUUAUGAAGGAGAUAAAGGACUUUUCUGAAAUAUCAUUCUAUAAAUUAUUUAUAACUGCCAAGUGCUAAUGGGAACUAUAAAGGAGGGUACUAAAAAAAAUCUUCAAGAAACAUAUAAAUUUCAGUGGAAAGAGAAAACAAUGCACUGUCUAGGGAUAAAAUUUGCCUUUUCCAAAAAGGAAAUAAUUGAAUUUAAUUAUAAAUCCUUGUUAAAUAAAUUAAAUGAAUAGAAACCAUUAAAUAUGACAUACUACCUAAACUUGCGUUUCUUUUCAGACCUAUUUCAUUAGCAGUUCCUAAAAUAGUAAUAUCUGAAUUCUAAAACACAUUUAAUCAAUUCGUCUGGAACUUUAAGAAAUCAAGAGUUGCAUUCGAAGUUAUCUAGAACUGUGAAAGAAGGUGGUUUAGGCCUUCCAAGAAUAAAAAAAAAUGACUCAAUUAUGCGAUUUUUUUUUAUUUUUUUAUUUUUUUUAUUUUUUUUAUAUAGUGAAAUGGUGCAAUCCAAAUCAAGCCUCACAAUGGUUAGAAUUAGCAAAUAAUGCGUUAAAUAAAAAGGAUGUGAGAAUCAUUCUAUGGUCAAAAAAAGUAAAGUCUGUAAUUACCCUAUUUUAAAAUAUUUAAGUUUUUGUUUGGAUAAAAAUAAAAUCUAAAUAUUUAGCAAUAUAUGAACUGAAAUUAUGUGGGUGACGAGAGAAUUCUUCUAAGUGAUAUAAGUUUAAAAUUUCCCAAAAUGUCAAACUCCCACCAAAUUAAUUUUAUAGUUAAGAUUGAAAAGUUAUUUGGAAAAGGAGAUACUGAGGAACAAAAAUAUAGUAGCAAUAUUUCUAGGGCAAAUAGAAAAUAAGAUGAGAAAGACCAUGUACAAUUUAAUCAAUCAUCAAGAACCAUUUUCUGAAUUGAUGCAAGAAGAAUGUGCACAAGAAAUGGAAAACUGCUACAAAUUUUAUGAAACAUGUUACACAUAAUGUAAAUCUUUUAGAAAUAUAUUUUAAACUCCUUUUCUGAUGGUAUUUGACUUUUAAAAAAUUAAAUAGUCAAUAUAGCGUAAUAUGCUGAUGUUUUAGUGAGGUAGGUUCUUAUUUUCCCCGAUGGUGGGAAUGUAAAGAUAUUAAACAGGCAUGGAACGCCUCAUUGCUCAUCCUUUUUAAAAUGAGCAGAAAUGGAAAUCAGAUCAAAUUUACGGUUAGCUUUGUUUCAUAGUGACAUAAAGGUGCUAAAUAGAGAUGAGCAAACCAGAACUGUAAAGUUCGGGUUUGUACCGAACAUUACGUUUUUUGACCCCGAACCCGGACAUUCUCUUUAGGACACCGGCACUGCCUUACUGUCAGUGAACUUAAAGAACCACUAUAGUGCCAGGAAAACAUACUCGUUUUCCUGGCACUAUAUUGCCCUGAGGGUGCCCCCACCCUCAGGGACCCCCUCCCGCCCGGCUCUGGAAAGGGGAAAGGGGUAAAAACUUACCUUUUUCCAGCGCUGGGCGGGGAGCUCUCCUCCUCGAUCCUCCUCCAUUCCUCCUCCUGGGCUGAAUGCGCACGCGCGGCAAGAGCUGCGCGCGCAUUCAGCCGGUCGCAUAGGAAAGCAUUCAUAAUGCUUUCCUAUGGACGCUGGCGUGCUCUCACUGUGAAAAUCACGGUGAGAAGCACGCAAGCGCCUCUAGUGGCUGUCAAUGAGACAGCCACUAGAGGAUUAGGGGGAAGGCUUAACCCAUUAAUAAACAUAGCAGUUUCUCUGAAACUGCUAUGUUUAUAAAAAAAAUGGGUUAACCCUAGCUGGACCUGGCACCCAGACCACUUCAUUAAGCUGAAGUUGUCUGGGUGCCUAGAGUGGUCCUUUAAUUGCUGACUAUUGGCGGUUAUAUUGUCAUUUGACACAAACCAUCUGUUAGUUUGGUGGGUGAACGCAAAGAAUUAGUGUCAAAUAAGGGACCCUGGUCGUGGUGCUGCUGGUGUUGGUGGAGCUCCUGUUGCAGGGAAAGGAUGUGGUCGAUCUGUGCCAGCUACACGCACAAGUGAAACACCUUCCUCAGGUGCGAGUAGGCGACAGAACCUUCUGCCUUAUUUGGUAGGCCCGAAUGGUGAGGCCAGAACAAGUACAGGCGAUAGUAGAUUGGAUGGCUGACAGUGCCUCCAGUUCCUUCACAUGGUCUCCCACCCGGUCCCCUGCUGAAAGCUCAGAGUUGGCACCUGCAGCCCAUGGCAUCUGUCUUUCACCUCAGCCCCUUGCAAAUCAGCCAAGCAGUCUGAGCCACAAGUCAUGCAGCAGUCUCUUAUGCUUUUUGAUGACUCUGCUGGUGGGGGUUCUGUGGGCCAUCCACCUAGCCCUGCCCCAGAAGUGAAAGAGAUUGAGUGCACUGAUGCACAACCACUUAUGUGUCAGGAUGUGGACAUGCGAGGACCACCGCAGCACGUCUGACGAAACACAGGUGCCAACUGCUGUGGCUUUCUGCAGUGUGCAGACCAGCAAGGAGGGCAGGGUUGAAGAGUGGGUGAAAGAUGAUGUGGAGGAGAUCCCACAUGGAAUGAAGGUCAUGCGAGUGAUGUGUCCAGUUUGGAGGAAGAGGCUGUGGUCGCACAGAGGCACCAGCACAGCAUAAGAGGGAGCAGGGUGCAAAAGCAGAGCGGCUGUCCCCUAGACAGUACGGUUGCUACUGCCCACCGCACCCAGGGACUGAGCACACCAAAGCCAGCUCCAAGGAGUUCCCUGGCGUGGCAGUUCUUCAGACUAUGUGCUGACAACAAGACACGAGUGGUUUGCACGCUGUGCAAUCAGAGCCUGAAGCGAGGCAUAAACGUUAUAAACCUGAGCACAUCGUGCAUGACCAGGCAUCUACAUGCAAAGCACGAGCUGCAGUGGAGUAAGCACCUCAAAAACCAAGAAAUGUCUCAGGCUCCUCCUGCUUCCUCUUCUGUUGCUGUCUCUGCCUCUUCCUCCACCUCUGGAGUGACAGUGGCACCUGCGAACCAGCAAACAGAGGUUGUGGCAGCAACGCCACCACAUCCGCCACCAUCCCCAAGCAUCUCCACACUGUACCAUGGAAGCGUUCAGCUGUCCAUCUCCCAAACACUGGAGAGAAAGAAGUACCCCCCUACCCACCCGCAAUCCCUGUCCCUGAAUGUCAGCACUUCAAAAUUCCUGGCCUUUGAAAUGCUGUCAUUCAGUUCUGGUGGAGACUGACAGUUUUAAAAACAUGAUGGUGGUGGCUGUCCCACAGUACAUGAUUCCCAGCCGCCACUACUUUUCCAGGCGAGCCAUUCCUUCCCUGCAUAACCAAUUGGUGGACAAAAUCAGGUGUGCACUGCGCAACGCCAUCUUUGGCAAGGUCCACAUAACCACUGAUACGUGGACCCGUAGGCAGGGAUGCUAUAUCUCCCUAACUGCACACUGGGCAAAUGUAGUGGCUGCUGGGCCUGAGGCAGAUAGCAGUUUGGCGCAUGUCCUUCCACCACCGAGGAUUGCAGGGCAUUUCUCUUUCCCUCCUACUCCGCUUCCUCCUCCUCUACCACCUCUCAUCCGGUCAGCGUAACACCUUCACCACCAACUUCAGCACAGCCAGGGGGAAACGACAGCCGGCUGUUCUAAAACUCAUAUGUUUGUGGGAAACCUCACACCGUGCAAGAGCUGUGGACGGGCAUGGAACAGACCGAUGAGUGGUUGUUGCCACUGAGCCUCAAGCCCGGCCUAGUGGUGUGCGAUAAUGGGUGAAAUCUCGUAGCAGCUCUGGUCCUAGCCGGUUUCAUGCACAUCCCUUGCCUGGCGCAUGUGCUGAAUUUGGUGGUGCAGAAAUUCCUGAAAAACUACCCAGAUAUAUCAGAGCUGCUGCAGAAAGUGCGGGCCGUCUGUGCGCGCUUUUAGCGUUCUCACCCUGCUGCUGCUCUCAUGUCUGCGCUGCAGUGUAACUUGGGCCUUCCCGCUCACCGCCUCAUAUGCGACGUGCCCACAAGGUGGAACUCCACCUUGCACAUGCUGGAGAGAUUGUGUGAGCAGCAGCAGGCGAUAGUGGAGUUUCAGCUGCAGCACGCAUGGGUCAGUCGCUCUGCAGAACAGCACCACUUCACCACCAAUGAGUGGGCCUCCAUGCGAGACCUGUGUACCAUGUUGUGCUGUUUCGAGUACUCCAUCAACAUGGCCAGUGCCGCUGACGCCGUUCUCAGCCUUACUAUCCCGCUUCUAUGUCUCCUUGAAAAAACACUUCGGGCGAUGAUGGAAGAGGAUGUGGCACAGGAGGAAGAGGAGGAGGAAGAGGGGUCAUUUCCACGGUUAUCAGGCCAGUCAUUCACAAGUGGCUUGGAGGGUGGGUUCCUGCACCAGCAUAGGCCAGGUAAACAAUUGUCCAGCAAGGGCACAGUUCUGGAGGAGGAGGAGGAGAAACCGUGUUCACAGCAGGGUGGCACCCAACGCAGCUCGUGGGCAUUACUGGAGCGUGGCUGGGGGGAUACGGAGGACACAGACAAUACACCUUCCACAGAGGACAGUUGGUCCUUGUCUCUGGGCAGCCUGACACACAAGAGCGACUACAUGCUGCAGUGUCUACGCAACGACUGAAGAGUUGCCCACAUUCUAACUUUAGCUGAUUACUGGGUGGCCACCCUGCUGGAUCCCCAUUACAAGGACAACGUGCCAUCCUUAAUUCCCUCACUGGAGCGUGAUCGGAAGAUGCGCGACUACAAGCACACACUGGUAGACACGCUGCUCAGGGCAUUCCCAACUACACGUACUGACUGGGUCUGCCCCAUAUAACUUCUGGGUCUCCAAAUUGGGCACAUGGCCUGAGCUUGCCCUUUAUGCCUUGGAGGUGUUGGCCUGCCCUGCAUCCAGUGUAUUGUCUGAACAUGUGUUUAGCACAGCAGGGGGUGUUAUCACAGACAAGCGCAGCCGCCUGUCCACAGCCAACGUGGACAAGCUCACAUUUAUUAAAAUGAACCAGGCAUGGAUCCCACCAGACUUGUCUGUACCUUAUGCAGAAUAGACAUUUAUACCGGCCUCACCCAGCCAUUGUUAUACUCAAGUGCACUUGUUUGCUUUUUUUUUUUUUUAUAUUUCCCAAUAUUUUGGGGGCUACCCCAAUUAAAAAAACAAACCACAAAACAAACCGCGUUGGCUACCUCCUCCGCCUCAACCGCCGCUUCCACCUACACCGCCACGGUCACCGCCUUCUCAACCUCCUACUCCACAUCCUCCACCUCCUAGUUCAAGAUUAUUUUUAAUUUUUAUGUAUUUUAUGUUAUUUUAAGUGAUUUCCCUAUCCACAUUUGUUUGCAGGGCACUUGUCCUACUCUUACCCCCAUUUUACUUUCUUUUGCAGCCUUCUAGCCCUUUCCAGGACAUUUUUUAGAGCCAUUUUAGUGCCCAAAAAUUCAAUGGGGUUCGGGUCAAGUUUGAGUCCGAACCCAAACAUAUAGGUGUCCGCUCAUCUCUAAUGCUAAAUAAAAAUGUUACAGACAUAGCUAUUCACUUAUUCCUGGUUUUUAAAUUACAACUGGUAAGGAAAUGGAAAAGUGGUGCAAAAAUAAACUUUGCAGUGUUAUUUGAACAAGUGGAAUAUCAUGAGCUAAUGGAGAAAGGUUACAGGCAAAACAAUGAAACAAAUUUGGAAAUUCAUUUUAAAAAAUUGUCGCAAUGGUACAAAAAGAGGAAACCAUAUGGAGUGAAAUCAUAAAAAUAUCUUUGGGACUGGCGAAGGAUUCAAAAAGAUAGAGGAAUCAGUCUUGUAAAUAUUAAGAUUGAUUAGCCCCAAAUGGUCAGACUGAGUAUGACAGUUUGUUGUCAUCAACAAAUUAGAUAAAGAUUGAGAAGACAAAGAAGGGAGAAGAGACAAGGUAGGAAAGCUAUGAGAAAGGUACAGUUAGAAGUCUUCUCUCUCCUUAAUGUGCUGUUGUAGGUGUUUUUAAAUGUAUUGUUAGAUUUAUAGGUGUAAUAUUAUUAAAGAUAGGUAUAUAAAUGAGAUCUGAAAUAAAUCAGAGGCUGUUGUUUGGCAUAGUCCAAGAAAAAUGUGAGAUGAUACCCAUCUGAUAUUUAUAUAAAAAAAAAAAAAUAAUAAUAAAAUUAAAAAAUAAAACAGAACCGAAAUACUGUAUAUUUGAAGGGUCUAUAUUCUGUUUUUGUAACGUGGGCAUAGUUGUGCUCAUGUUGGAAAUUAAUUCACAAGGUUUAAAAAAAAAAAAAAUUAUAUCUCCUCCUAUCACUUAUGAGCUUAAUUACCACCUAUUUCAUCAAAAACCAAAUAUCCUUUUUAAACAGGCAUAGUGAUGCACUGUAUGUAGUUCAGCCAGACAAAUCAAAGCAGUACAUCAGGGAUAGAUGACCGUAGAAUAUUCAAUACAAUGUACAGACUGCAGCAAAUUUACUCUGAUGUCUGAUCUUUUGUUUUUGCACAACAUGGCUUUAAUAUUAAUUUUUUCAUUCCCUAGGAAUAACUAUUGGUGCUGCAGUAAAAUUGGCUCAGCUUAAAGAGAUCUUAUCUGAAAAAAUCAAUAACUUACCAAAUCACAAGACCAAGUCAUUCCGUGCACUCACCCAGCAUCUGCACACCCUGGCAGGAGAACAGAUCAGAAACAUGGCUGUAAGUAUGUCUCCACCAGGUGGAAUAAAACAUUCCAUCGGUUUCUCACAUGGAUUAAUUUUUAGCCAUAAAAAUUGAACACACUUGUUUUGUCAUAAUGAGGAGAGAAACAUUAACAGGGUUCUUUCCUUAAGUGAGAAUUCAAAUUGAAGGCCAGCACAGGUGUCACGGCACACAGAGGAUUCGACGUGUCCUGUUCACUCCCUGGAUGCCACGUGUCUCUCGGCGUUCCAGGAGUGAGAGACACUUCACCUAUUUCCUGGUCGCCGGCUGACUCCACCACUUCGCGACGGUGUGCCAUUAGCACAAGGCGUACCACCCCCACACCAAUUUUCCUGAACCCCGCGACUGCACCACAGGGGUUAUGGGGGAAGGGACACAAACUCUGCCCGUCCGUCGGCGUACCUCUCCUCCGGCGGAUGGACCAAGUAAUAUAUGUGCCAUGACUCCUACACUGCCCCAGGAUUCCCCCAGGCUAACAGAAACCUGUGGGACCCAUGCUGGUUUACCUGGAAGCCGUGUGGGGAUGAAUGGCUUUCAGCUGCAAAUGGACAUAGCGUCCCGCCCACAUAGGGAGGUGUGGACAUGUUACCCAAAGGAGCUCUCCACUUUUAUAGGCCCUUACACCCCUCCUCAUGGAUGAGCACCGAUUUCCUUUUUCCUAGAGCAUUACCUGGAGCAUUUGGCACCCGGGUGGAUCCUGAGCUUGGCACCCCCUCCCCCCCCAAAAAAAUAAAUAAAUAAAAUCACAUGUUUUUCUUUCUUUCUUUUUUUUUUUUUUAUACAAUUUGUAAACUUUGCAAAACCGCUGUCAGCCCCUCAUACAAAACCCUUGUCCUGCCCCACCCCUCCUUCAAAACCUCUGUCCUGCCCCUUCUACAAAUCCUGUACUGCCCCGUCUACAAAACCCCCGCAACCCCCUUCCAGAAAUCCCCUGCUUAUCCCCCCUUAUAAAGACUCCUGUCCCAAUACAAAACCCCCGCCCCUUCUACAAAAUCCCUGCAGCCCCACACACUCAUUUACAGGCAGACAGUCACACGCGCACACACACAGUUACAGGCAGACAGUUACACGCAGACAGUCUCUCACACACACAGACACACACUCUUACUUACAGACAGUGGGAUGGAGGAGGACUGGAUUCCCUGAAGUCCUUCUCUCAAGCCUGUGGAGAAGCAGAGAUUCCAUCUUGCUGCACCUCCUAACAGCAGUGGGUAAGGGCCAUAUUAAGCCCCGCCCCCAGUGCCUGUUUGGCUCCGCCCCAAUUUUGCUUAGCUCCACCCCACUUUUCCUCCGUGCGGCCAGUUUAUCAGCUGUUUGCUUGUGUGAGCUGUACUGGCCGCACGGCACCCUAACUACCAUGGGGCACUGUGCGGCCACAGCUCACACAGCCCCCUCCACCCAGGGCCGGUGCAAGGAUUUUUGCCGCCCUAGGCAAAAGUAAAGUUUGCCGCCCCCCCAUGUGACAUCACAAUGCCCCACCCAUAUGAUUUGCCAUGUUAACUAACGCCAGUGCUGCAGUGCCGCCGUGUUUACAUUAAAAGGCCUGCAGGGACAGGCUAUAGACACCAGAACCACUACAUUAAGCUGCAGUGAUUCUGGGGACUAUAGUGUUUCUUUAAUGUGAGGUAAAUUAAAGCUUAGUGCCACGAAUAAUAUACUAGAUUGCCUACUUACUGUCACGACAGUGACCAAAGUCACAACAAUGACCCCUUCACACAGCGUGAAACCCACAGAAAGACGGUUACCGGACCUUAGAAUGGCCGGACUAGCGUCUGAGAAUAGUCAAGAGAAAUAGCCAGAGGUCAAGGGAAUACGGAAGACGGGCACACGAUUUUCCAAGCCAAGUGACGGGAAACCAGAAAACAGAAUAGUCAGAGAGAGUAGCCAAGGGUCAAUUACCAGGAAGGACAAUAAGAAAAGAUAGCACCAGGGGACUUAAACAAGAACCACACUAGGGCAUCUGACAAGUGUCAUGAUAGCCCUUUUAUAGUGUGGGUUCUUUGACUUUAAUUCCGUAGCCACGCCCCCAAAAAGUCCGGGAGCGUGGCCACGUUUGAAUUUUGGCGCCAUUUUUGGUCUGACGUCGGCGCGCAUGCGCCGCGUCAUAAAUGUGGGCGUGUUCCGAGCGGCCGGCGUCAGAAUCGCUGAGCCGCCCCCCGGAAGGAUCGGAGGCGGACCCGGCGCUGCGCGGGACCGGCGGGGAAAGGUAAGCGCUUGUUACAGUACCCCCCCCCCCUUGAGAACCGCCCCCAGGGCGGGUGGAACCGAACCCACAAGAGUGCCGCCUCUCAAAUAGACGAAUCAGACGAGGGGCGUGAACAUCUGAUGCAUUGACCCACGAUCGCUCCUCGGGACCGUACCCUUUCCAAUCAAGGAGAUACUGUAAUCUACCUCUAGAAAUCCGGGAAUCUAAAAUAGAUUUAACUUCGUAUUCGACAUGAUCCUCCACUGGUGUGGUAGGAGGAGUGGAGACAAUCUGCGUAUAACGAUUACAAAUGAACGGUUUGAGAAGGGAAACAUGAAGUGUUAGGAAUUUUCAUAGUAUUCGGUAAUCUCAAACUAUAACAGACCGGAUUAAUGCGUUUGAGUAUCUGAAACGGGCCUAUGAAACGGGGAGCAAAUUUCAUCGAGGGUACCUUUAAUUUUAUGUUACGGGUACUUAACCAAACCCUGUCUCCUGCCACAAACGUAGGAGCAGCCCUACGUCGUCUAUCCGCAUUUUUCUUUUGAAUCUGAGUCUUUUGAUUUAAGAUAUGUUUAACCCCUAGCCAAGUGUCUUUCAUAUUGUGAAGAGUGCUGUCAACACUAGGCACUCCUGUAGAUGAAAAAGAACUCGGUAAAGUUGUAGGAUUAAACCCAUAAUUAAUAAAAAAGGGACUAUGUUGAGUGGAUUCGUGUAUUAGAUUAUUAUGGGCGAAUUCAGCCCAUGGAAGUAGUUCCACCCAAUCGUCUUGGUGCUCAGUAGUGAAACAGCGGAUGUAUUGUUCCAGGCAUUGAUUCAUCCUUUCCGUAACCCCAUUAGAUUGGGGAUGAUAAGAAGAAGAAAGGUUAAGGACAAUACCUAAUUGGUCACAAAAUGCCCUCCAGAACCGUGAAAUGAACUGUGGACCCCUGUCAGAUGUAAUAUCCUGAGGUAUGCCAUGUAAAUGUACUACCUCUUUUAUAAAUAAGGAGGGUAAUUUGAUUAGCGGGAUGAGAUGAGUCGUCUUAGAGAAUCUGUCGAUUUAUAGUCAAUACAACCUUAUGGUUCCUGGAAGGGGGCAAAUCCACUAUAAAAUCCAUGGCAAUACUUGUCCAGGGUUUAUCGGGAAUGGACAAUGGCAAAAGGAGGCCUAAAGGACGAGCUUUGGAUGAUUUCGUGGAAGCACAGACCCUACAAGCAAGAAUGAACUCGCGAACGUCCUUGUAUGAAGGCCACCAAAACUGUUCUUCAAGUAAAGACUCAGUUUUAUGAAUACCUGGAUGUCCUGCUAAUUUGGAGCUGUGUACAAGGAAUAAGACCUUUUUUCUAUAAGACAGGGGUACGUAUAGUUUUCCCUUGGGAAUAGUCAAUGAGGUCUGAUCCUGAAACCUAGAUAACUCUUCCAUUAACCCUGAAGAGAUUUUGGCACGGACUGUUGCGAUUAUGUGGUUGGAUGGGAUUAUGGAAGAGAGGUGCGUUACUGUAGGUGACAAGUGUUCAUAUUGACGGGAUAAGGCGUCAGCCUUAGUGUUCUUUGAUCCUGGUCUGUAAGUUACUAUGUAAUUGAAACGUGUUAAAAAUAAAGACCAUCUAAUCUGUCUAUCUGACAUUCUUUUAGUUUCUCCGAAAUACGAAAGAUUUUUGUGAUCCGUAAGGAUGGUGAUGGGAAUGGUAGACCCUUCUAACAGAUGGCGCCACUCCUUGAGGGCAGAGAUAAUAGCCAAUAACUCCCUGUCCCCAAUGUCAUAUCUCUUUUCUGUCUCAGUUAAUUUCUUAGAAAAAAAUCCACAGGGAUGCAAUGGUUGAUCAUCAGAUGGACGUUGAGACAGUACGGCUCCAAUACCGGUUUCUGAUGCAUCCACCUCUAAUAUAAAUGGACGAGAGGGAUUGGGAUGCCUCAAUACUGGUGCAGAAGAAAAGGCCAAUUUAAGUCUCUCAAAAGCUUCUUUGGCCUCGAGAUUCCAUUUCAUAGAAUUUCGCCCCUUUUUGGUCAUGGCAGUGAUAGGUGCAGUGAUAGAGGAUAAACCCUUAAUAAAUUUUCUAUAAUAAUUGGCAAACCCUAGAAAGCGUUGGAUGGCUUUGAGUCCAACGGGCAGGGGCCAAUUAAGGAUAGCUUCUAGUUUUUUCUUAUCCAUUUGAAAUCCAGACCCUGAAAUUAUAUAACCCAGAAAAUGCACAGUGUCUAUAUCAAAUUGGCAUUUUUCUAUUUUACAGUAAAGUCCAUUUUCUAAGAGUUUAGAAAGAACCAACCUAACGUGAGUAUGGUGGUCUUGAAUAUUCUUGGAGUAGAUUAGAAUGUCAUCUAAGUAGACAAUAACAAACAUAUGUAAAUAUUCCCUUAAAACAUCAUUAAUGAAGUCUUGAAAGACUGCUGGGGCAUUGAAAAACAGAUUUACAAAAAAAAAAAAGAGACUGCUGGGGCAUUGCAUAACCCGAAUGGCAUGACCCUAUACUCGUAGUGACCAUAGCGAGUGUUAAAAGCAGUCUUCCAUUCAUGCCCUUUUUUAAUCCUCACUAGAUUGUAUGCCCCCCUGAGAUCCAAUUUCGUAAAGAUAGUUGCCCCUUUUAAUCUAUCGAAAAGUUCAGUGAUUAGAGGAAUAGGAUAGGUGUUACGUAUAGUUAUUUUGUUUAAACCCCGAUAAUCAAUACAGGGCCUUAAGUCCCCUUCCUUCUUGGAAACAAAAAAAAAACCCAGCACCAGCAGGAGAGGAAGAUUUGACGAUAAACCCCUUUCUUAAGUUUUCCGUGAUAUAUUCCUCUAGUACCUUAUUCUCGGUUACCGAGAGGGGAUAAACUGUGCCUCUAGGGGGCAUAGUGCCGGGUAAUAAGUCAAUGGGACAGUCAUAGGACUGGUGUGGGGGUAAUUUUUCUGCCUCUCUUGGUUCAAAAACUGCUUUUAAAUCCCAAUAUUGUCUGGGUAUCCAAGUGGUUAAAGGUUCCAUAGUAGGUACAUUAAGUAGACAUACGUGUUUAAUAGGGGUAAUACAUUUUCUGCGGCAAGCCUCACUCCAUUUUACAAUUUCCUUUUUCUCCCAAUCUAUAGAAGGGUUAUGUUUAGAGAGCCAAGGAAAGCCAAGAAUAACCGGGAAGAUGGGAGAAGUGACUUGUUGCAGGAUAAUAACCUCCUUAUGCAGGGAACCUACGGACAAUACCACUGGAAGAGUCUCUUGUGUGAUAAACGGGAUAGAUAAUGGUCUACCAUCUAUGGCCUCAACGGCCAAGGGUGUUGAUCUAUUCUGAAAUGGGAAAGCAUGUUCCUGACCGAAUCUAUGAUCAAUAAAAUUUUCGGCCGCCCCAGAGUCUAUUAAGGCAAUGGUUGGCACUUUUUUCUUUUCCCACUCAAUAACAAUAGGUAGAAGAAGCCUAUGAUCUUUUUUAUCAUUAAAGGAGGACAUACACAUUACACCCAAGGCCUGUCCUCCAUGAGGGCUUAGGUGCGGGAGUUUUCCGGCCGGUUAGGACAGGUUGAACGAGAAUGUCCCUUUCGGCCACAAUAUAGGCAUAGUCCCUCCCUACGGCGGUAUUGUCUUUCAUCCUCAGACAAACGCGUGACUCCCAGUUGCAUUGGUUCUUGAGGAGCGACUGUUGUUGUCUCGGAUGAAGGAUAGGUCAACGCUAAGCGUUCUGGCACCCGUCGAGGUCUGUCUCUAGUAUUCUGCCUGUGUCUAAGACGCUCAUCAAUGUGGGAAAGGUAUGUGAUCAAUUCUUCUAGCACAUUGGGUAGGUCUCUAGUGGCGACUUCAUCUAGGAGUUUAUCAGAAAGCCCGUUCAUGAAUACGUCAAUAAAUGCUUGUUCAUUCCAUCUAACUUCGGCCGCAUGGGUACGGAAUUCUAAAGCGUAAUCAACAAGAGAACGAGAACCCUGUCUCAUACGUAGCAAGGUUUUGGCAGCGUUAGUUCUCCUCCCUGGAGGAUCAAAGGCCCUCCUAAAUGCUGCGACAAAUUCUACAUAGUUAAACACUACCGGGUUAUCGUUCUCCCACAGAGGAUUUGCCCAAGUCAAUGCCCUAUCGACCAAUAAAGUAAUGAUAUAACCUAUCUUUGCCCUAUCUGUAGGGUAUGCUCUCGGAUGGAGUUCAAAAUAAAUACUGACUUGAUUCAAAAAACCUCGGCAGCCUUUAGGAUCACCCCCGUAACGGAGAGGGGAGGUAGCAUGAUUAGGAGUACCCAUAGUAACCAUUUCCAUGGGUUGUUCCUGUGGUCUGAGUACUGGGGUUUGCUCCUCCGGUUGGAGAUGGGCAGUACGAGCAAGCAAGGUUUGUACCGCAAUAGCGAACUGGUCCAUGCGAUAGUCCAGUUCUUCAAACCGGUCAUCAGAUGCCGGUCCGAGAGGGUUAACACCUGCAGGGUCCAUGGCCCUAGUGUAAUGUCACGACAGUGACCAAAGUCACAACAAUGACCCCUUCACACAGCGUGAAACCCACAGAAAGACGGUUACCGGACCUUAGAAUGGCCGGACUAGCGUCUGAGAAUAGUCAAGAGAAAUAGCCAGAGGUCAAGGGAAUACGGAAGACGGGCACACGAUUAUCCAAGCCAAGUGACGGGAAACCAGAAAACAGAAUAGUCAGAGAGAGUAGCCAAGGGUCAAUUACCAGGAAGGACAAUAAGAAAAGAUAGCACCAGGGGACUUAAACAAGAACCACACUAGGGCAUCUGACAAGUGUCAUGAUAGCCCUUUUAUAGUGUGGGUUCUUUGACUUUAAUUCCGUAGCCACGCCCCCAAAAAGUCCGGGAGCGUGGCCAUGUUUGAAUUUUGGCGCCAUUUUUGGUCUGACGUCGGCGCGCAUGCGCCGCGUCAUAAAUGUGGGCGUGUUCCAAGCGGCCGGCGUCAGAAUCGCUGAGCCCCCCACCCGGAAGGAUCGGAGGCGAACCCGGCGCUGCGCGGGACCGGCGGGGAAAGGUAAGCGCUUGUUACACUUACAACCAGAUGAGGAUGAUGAUGGGCUCUAGCUGCAGUCUGGCUCCACUGGUCUGGUGUAGAACAGGCUCUUUGGAGGCGGUUUGUAACUGUGCUCACAAAAAUCAAUGUUCUGCGAGAACGGGAAGCAGCUCUAUUUUUUGGGGGGCCCUUUACAGAGCUCAAGGUCUGGGUCCCAGGGCCCACCUUCAUGUUCCACCAAUGAGUUUGUUCACAGGGGGUGGAGUGUGUAGGAGAUAUCCUGAUAUGUGUGUAAGGAAUGCAUUGUGUGAAAUUGUGUUUGUAUGUGUAAGGGCUGCAAGGUGAGUUUCUGUGUAUGUACGGGAUGCAUUGAAUGUGUGUAAGGGGUGCAUUGUGUGUGUAAGGGAUGCAUUGUGUGUAACGGGUGCAUUGCUUGUGUAUGUGUGUCUGUGUGUGUAAUGCAUUGUGUGUUUUUCUGUGUGCAAGGGGUGCAUUGUGUGUAUGUGUGUGUGAUGAAUGUCAAUCCCCCCCUCCUCCCAAUCUUUUUUUUUCUUGUUCUUUUUUUACUUUUUUCUUUCUUUUCUUUUCUUUUUUUUUUAUUUUUUCCUUUUUUUUUCCUUUUUUCCUUUUUUUUAUUUUUUCCUUUUUUUUUCCUUUUUUCCUUUUUUCCUUUUUCCCCCUUUUUUCCCUUUUUUCCCUUUUUCCCCCUUUUUUCCCCUUUUUUCCCCUUUUAUUUUCUCUUUUUCUUUCUCUUUUUCUUUCUCUUUUUCUUUCUCUUUUUCUUUCUCUUUUUCUUUCUCUUUUUCUUUCUCUUUUUCUUUCUCUUUUUCUUUCUCUCGACUCUUGUCUGUCUGAAUUCAACCUUGGUUAACCUCUGCAAUGCUGUUGCAACCUUGGUUAACCCCUACAAUUCGACUACAACAGGGGUAGGCAACCUUAUAGCACCACUGUAGUUGCUUUGUAUCGUUGUAUUUGUGCAUAUAUAAGCUAUUAUAUUGUAUAUGUUCUUGAGUAGUUUGUGGUAUGAAUGUCGGCUGUGUAUGGGGGCUAGUUGUGGAAUUGUGUGUGUGUGUGUAUGGAUAUAUCACAAGGUGUUUUGUAGUGUGUAUGUGUGGGGCUCUUUGGGGUGUUGCAUGUGGGGUUGUGUGCAUGGAUAUGGAUAGUCAGUGGUGUUGAGAUUGUUGUGUUGGCUGCUAUUCUUGUAUGAGGGGAGGGGUAUUCUGCAGCUCUAUGUAUAUCUAGCAGUGUGGGUGGCUUCUCUGGGUUCCUGUGGGUACCAGGCUGGCCAUAUACAUGUCAAGGGCAGGAGCUGCGAUAGCUGCCGACCAAAGUCUGGGCCCCCAGUGGCCUGCCCCUGAGUCUACCCACAUGACCCACCCCUAGAUUUAACCACAGGGCCCAUCUUCAGUCACAAGGAUGAAGUUUGUGUGUACUGAAUUUGGUGUGUGUAUAGUUGCUGUAGAAUGUGUGUAGCGGAUGCAAAGUGCAUCAGUAAAGUGGAUGCAGUGUUUAUAGUGGAUGCAAAUUGUAUGUGUGUGUAUAGUGGAUUUUUGGUGUGUAUAGUGAAUGCAGUGUGUGUUUGUGUAGUGAAUGUAGUGUUUGUGUGUAUAGUGAAAGCAGAGUUUGUAAUAAAUGUAGUGUGUAUUUUUGUAGUAGAAUUAGUGUGUACAUAGUGACUGCAGAUUGUGUUUGUAGUGGAUGCCGUGUGUGUUUAUGUGGUGAUGCAUUUUGUCUGAUGUGUGGUGGAUGCAGUUUGUGUGUUUAUAUGUCAGAUGCCGUGUGUAGUGGAUGGUGGGUGUGUGUGUGUGUGUGUGCUGGGGGUAUUUUAUUGCUGUUGAACUUUUAAUACAUUUUAAAAAAAAUUGUUUCCCCCCUCCCUGCCUCUUACCUGUAGUCAGGGAGGAGGGACACUGGAUUCCCUGGUGGCCCGGUGGCUCAACUGGGCUGGUUAGACCAGCAAAGAGGGGCUCAGCAGGUUGCAUCUUCCCUCUCCGGGCUCUACUUCUGUGCAUGCCACGAGCGUUGUCACGGCAACGCUUUUCAGCUGCGGCUUGCGACAGUGCCGGAGAGGAAUGUCACUAUAUGGGCCCCGCCUUGAGUGCCAUGCAAAAGCACCUAGUGCCGUAGGUUGCCUACCCCUGUACUACAUCAAUCAAGCCUUUCAUCAUUUGCCAAGUGCUGAAACUCUUGUAAAAAACUUUGUCCUUAAAGACUUUUUUUUAUUACAAUGGAAUUGCUUUACCGUUUAUACUUGCAUUGGGACUUUUGCAUUAUAUUUGUUUUCAAAAUAAAACCUUUAAUUCAGUGACUGUCCAUAUAAAAUCUCUGCAUACCGAGCCCAUUCACCCCAAAACCCAUGACAACAGGUGAAAGGAAAACAUAGCGGGCAUUCAAUUUCUAAUUUAACGUCAAAAUAUCUGAACUGUAAAAAUUCUCACUUUGAAUUCUCUUUGAUUUCUCACUUUAGUGGAUAACCCUGUUAGUCAAACUGCAUGAGAAAAUGCCAAUGGCCCUAAGGGAGACCUACAAUUGACAUAUCUUGUCUUGUUGAGCAUUAAAAAGAUUAUGGUUUCUUGCAGGUCAAUCACCUUCCCACGCUUUGUGUUGUGGGCAUCUUUUCUAGUCGGUUAGUGUUGGCUUAGUUGUGGUUUCCGAGGAAGAGAUGACUUUUUCUGUAAUGUCGGUGUAAGGUUGGAUAUGGAUGAAUAUGGCACAUGAGCUGAUGCAUUUGAUGGUCCUUUUUGUAAAAGGUUACUGGACAAUGUAAACAUGAGCAUAUCUGUUUAUGAAUAAAUUUCAUUAGGUGUAAUUUUUCUUUUCUGUGAAGUCCAUUUUAAGCUAAUGACUUUGUUAAACUUGGAAUCCAGAGUAGUUAGAAAGUAAAACACAACCUAGGCACACAUGGCUGCCUUGCAUCCAAAGAAUUAAUGGAAUUGUCCCUUUCAGUGUAUAGGAGGACAUAUUAUCGGCAAACUUUCAAUUAGCGAUCUGAACCCUGUACUUGCUGCAGCUGGUGCCAAACUGAACAUUGCUUCCAAAGGUAACAUCAUAUAAAUAAUAACCUUGAUAGUGUAUUUAUAAAGUGGGAGUUGUUAAACUUAAAUUUCAGCUUUUACGCCAAAAUAGAAGAACUCAAUCAAUAAUUAGUUUGGAGCAUUUUCCCAAGGUUUGGGUGUUUGGAAUUCAAAGUGAUCUAAAAAGUUGGGGGAAAAAAACACCUGAAACCAUUCAUCCUUUAACAAAUACCCUUUGGUUUCUUUUAGCAGCUGGACCAUUCUGAACGCCUGGUCUCAGAAAUAUUUCUACACUUCCUUUUCCCAUCAGUCCCAUUUUAAUGACUAUAUGUAAACAUGUUCCACUAGAGUGUGUGUAUACAAUGUGCUAAAUAUUCUGGUAAAAUUAUAAAUGUCCUGGUGUUGGAGCCUUCAUAUUACUUUAGUACUGCACAAAAAUGCCCAGUCUCCAUCCUAGCUCAGUUGCUCUACAUAGAAGUAAAACUGAGAUUUAAUCGCUAGUCUGUUACUGGUAAAAUAUACUGCAAACUCAAGAAUGAGAAACUCGUAUACUUGGGCUUUUUUACAUUGCAUUUUCACUUCCCAAUAUUCAAUUUAUGCAAUUUGGACAUUUUUCAAUCCCCCCCAAUCUUUCUCCCCUCUUAUAUAAUGUGGGGAAAUCCCACUUCACAGAUCUAUGAAAGCUGCUUUAUAUUGUGAUGUUUUGUUUUUCCACGUCUGUUUAUAGGUUCUGAUUGCCAGCGCCUGCUAAACAAAUCAUUUUUCAACGGUGAUGCAUCAAUAAGAUCAGAAGAGGUCUUGCUCUCGGUGUUUAUCCCUUAUACUCAUAAGGUUUGUAGAAAAUGACUGGUUCCCUGUUAAACAAGGACUAAUCCUUCUACUCGUACAUUAAAACUCAUAUCAAAUAGACUGUAUGAGCACAGUAGAAUCCAGUUUCUGGGAAAUACAGUAUGUAUUCUUAUACCUGGAAUACCUAGAGCCAGUCAGCAGGAAUAUUGGGAUUGAUUGUUUGGAAAAUCACUUUUUUGGAAAUGCAUCUCAAAUUCAGUCCCAGUCCCAGGGUCCUUUUUCCAAAAUUGAUGCAGUCACAUCAAUUCUAAAAUCAUGGUCACAUUUGCUUAGACAUAGUGUAAUUUAUACUAGGUUGCAAUCUGUAAUUCAGACCCAAACUAAAUCUGCAUCCAGACUGACACGUUGCAUAUGUGUCCCAGUGAUACGAAAUUGAUACAGGUUUGAGCCUAUAUUCUUGUCUCUAAAUUCUUGUCUCUGAUCCAGCCUUUGUGGUUUCUGAUAACUCUAAAAUGCAUUUUGCUACUGCUCCUGACCCAGCUAGGUCUUGACAUGGAGCAUGCUUUCCUGUUGUGUACCAGAGAAAGCCAUGUUCCUGACCACUAGUUGUCCCAUCUACAGUGUACUAAACCUGGUUUGGUCCCUGACCUUGAGUUUAACCAAUUGAUUUAUAUAUUAUAUUCUUUGGUUUUUGCAGUGUUCCCUUGGUCAGAGUGGCCAAGUUUACUGUUUUUAGGGGAGAAAUUAGAAGUGAUAGAACUACCCUAAUUCAAAGGUCCAUUAAUGCACCUUUCAACCUUUCCCGCUGGACCUUCUGGUAGGUUGUUUGAUUGCAACUUGCUGAUGUCCCUCUCAGCCUGACCAUGGCAUUGAGGGAGAUUACUGAUGCAAUUGCAGUUGUCAUACUAUGUCAGUGGUGUGGACAUGUAAGCUAAAUAAUAACAAAUGUAUAUUUAGUUAUCCUAGCACAGAUUAUAGAUGAAAUGUUGGGCUCUAUAAAGUACAACCAUCCUCUUCUUGCAUGACCAUUGCUUUUUAAAUGCUCUUCCACAAAAUGAUCUUUAUACUUCUUGUAUUUUUAUUUUCCCCAGGAUGAGUUUGUGUCCGCUUUCAGACAGGCACCAAGAGAGAGAAAUGCAUAUGCUACAGUAAAUGCUGGAAUGAGAGUACGUUUUAAAGAAGGCACAGAUGUCAUCCAGGAAAUGGACAUUUACUAUGGCUGUAUCGGUUCUACUACCCUCUCUGCAAACAAGGCAACCAAGGCUCUCAUAGGCAGGUAAGAGACACAAUCAAGUGACUAUCAACCAUUUUCUGCCCAGUCAUGUAUAUUUAUAAAAUUCACACAUUUUAUAUACACACUACGUAAAUGAGUUGUGAUUUUUUUUUUUUUUUAAUCCAAUUUGAUGUCUAAUAAUUCAGUGAGAAACUAUAUAACCUACAUUUCAGAAUAAAACAUUAAGGAUAGGAUAGGAUAGCAAAACUUAAAGACCUACACUUAUCAGCCAAAACAUUAAAAACCACCUGCCUAAUAUCAUGUAGGCUACCUUCAUGCUACCAAAAACACUGUAAUGCGUCGAGGUAUCGACACAAGAUCUCUGAAUAUGCCCUGUGGUAUGUGGCAUCAAGACAUUAGCAGCAGAUCAAUUAAGUCCUGCAAUUUUGGGUCUUCAUGGAUCAGAGUUGCUGUUCCAGCACAUCACACAGAUGUUCAAUCAGAUUGAGGUCCGAGGAAUUUGUGAAGCACGGUGCAUUAUCCUGCUGAAAAAGGCCACUGCCAUCAAGGAACACCAUUUCCAUUAAUCGGUGUAUGUGGUCUGACAUGUACCACCCAGUGGCAGAUCCAGAGUAAGUCCUGUUUAAGAACAGUUUGACAACUUACCUGGGGUCUGCUGGGAUAUAGGGCAUAGGAGCAUUGGUAUGUGUUAGGGGUGAAGUGUGUAAAAAGUGCAGUGUGUGUGAAAGGUGCAGUGUGUGUGUGUGUAAGGUGCAGUGUGUGUGUGUGUAAGGUGCAGUGUGUGUGUGUGAAAGGUGCAGUGUGUGUGGGGCACUUGGGAGGCUUUUUAAUUUUUUUAUUUAAUAAAAUUAAUAUACUUUAUGUCCCCUGUAAUGGCACCCCGGGCAUAAAGGGGUUAAACACCAUUUAGAAGAUUUUUCCCUUCCAGAGACACAGGCAGCUACUGUAGACACCAAUCCACCGAACCGGAGAAGCAUAUGAAUGCUGUAAACAGCCGAACCGGAACCAUUCGAAUGCUGUAAACAGUCGAAUAGGAAAAACCAUACAAAUAGGUUUACACUCCUAGCAGUUGAACUGGAACAGCAUACAAUAUAUCCCCCCAGGAACGAGACAAGGCUCCAUUUUGAGGGUCAAGCAGGAACAGACAGAGAUGUGGGUUUAUUGUUCUUAUAUACACAUUAGUACCACCCACAGGGUUUUGGAAAACAACCAAUAAACACAUACAACACACUCAGACACUCCCACACAAAAUCCUCCCCUCUAUCUGUGAUAUAAUUACCUUACACAAUGGGUAAUGUAAUUAUCACAGGCAGAGAAAUACAGUUUUUCCACAUUAUUCAUAACUUUAAAAGUAUGCAUCACAUUCAGGUAAUUUACAUUUACAUUUUCAGAAUCAGCAUACUCCAAAUACAAACGUAUGUCAAAAUCAGCCAAAUUGGUCCAUUGGUUCAAAAGAUAGAUCAAAAUCCUUUGUGACCAAAUGAAGCAUGGCUUUUUUGCCCAAAACCAGUUCCACAGAGUCUUCUAUCCUGGAGAUAAUUGAGAAGUAAUCCAAUUAUCUCCAAGGACAGAGGCAAAUAUCCAUUAGCCACAUGGUAGCAAAAUAUAGUAAAAUACAAUAAAAUACACAUGGUUACAUUUAUUACAUAAAAUACAGACAUGCAACAUAUCCCCAGAUAGCUUAGGUCUGAGUGCACAUUACUGAAUGGCGCUCAGACCACACACAUACAGUUCAAUUGCCAUGGAGCCAAAGUCUUUUAUUACACGAAUAGGCUCCAUGGCAGUGCUAUCUGGGUUAAAUGAGUUCAUUCAGUAAAUCCGAGAAUCUACCAAAGGCCAGGGCAGAAAUACAUGAAUAGACCUUUCUGCAUAGGAAAAUAAAGUAUUUAAAUGCCGGUCCAUAGUCAAAAGGCAGCAGGCAGGCAACCAGGCUCCUGCAAUGCACAGUGGCGAGAUUGGUCUCGUCACAUCCCCCUCCCUUCUUACCUUUACUGGGAGGAGGGGGGACAUUUCUGGAUCCCCGGUGGUUCCAGUGAACUCUAGCCGGCAUCCAGGGCUAGAGUUCACUCUCGCAAGAUUUGGAGCGUUGCCGUGGUAACGCGAGAGUAGGACCAGGAGGAGCUGCAGGUAAGAGCUCCUGGGUCCUCUCUCCCUCCCUCUCCCUCUCCUGCUAGCUGCCAGCACAGUGCCUGCAGACCGGGGAGGGAGAUCUCUGGUCCGCAGGCACAUUGCAGGGCUGGCACUUGGAUAGUGUUUUGACCCCUUUCUAUCAUAGUGAGCAUUAAUUUUUAAAACAAGUAGUAAAGGUACAGUAUGGAACAGUAAAGGUAGAGUUACAGUUACCUCUUCUGUGUGAUAAAACCAGACAGGCUACCCUUCGCUCCCCUCAUGCAUCAUUGAGCUUUGGGCAACCAUGACCCUGAAGCUGGUUCACCAGUUAUCCAUCCUUGCACCACUUUUGGUAGGUACUAAUCACUGCAUACUUGUAACGAGAAUAUACCCCUACACGCAGGAUCCAGCUAAACAGAAGCCAAUACAGAGGAGAGAUAAGUCUACCGGACCUUAGAACGGCCGGACUCGACGUAUAUGAGAGGAGACAGAGCCAGGAACAAACCGAGGUCAAGGGCACAGAGAGACAGCGUAAACUAGGACAAGCCGGGGUCUGGUACACGGAAAACAGCAAGCCGGCAAACAGUACAGAUAAGGAUAAAGCGAAAACGAAGUCAGAAUACAAAAGCCAAAGUCAAUACGAGAAAACACAACUGAACACCACAAGCGCUAAAGGGAACUGAAACAGAAACCACGAUAGGGCAACGAGCUAAGGGAAAAAGGUAAGUUUAAAUAGCUUUUAAACGAAAGUGAUUGGCUCCUGUCACUUCCACACCCCCAAAAGGUAAUUGUAUAGGGAGUGUGGUAUGACAGGAGCCAAUGGGAGCCUUUUGGCAAUUAGGCUCCCACUGUCUCUUUAAGAGUGCGCCCGAGACUCGCGGCGCGCUCUUAGUUUCAGGCGGGACACGUGACCGCUUCACGCGGUCACUGCCCGCCUUCCAUCUAAAGCAGUUGGAUGAGCCGCAGGACCGCGCGUGGCUUGAAGAGAGGACCGCGACCGGCCCCCGGUUAAGGUAAGUAACGCUACAAUACUGGAAACACCAGACUUGCUUUUUUUUUUUUAGAGAUGCUCUGACCCAGUCGUCUAUCCAUUACUAUUUAGCCCUUGUCAAAGUCACUCAGAAUGUUUUGCUUGCCCAUUUUGUUAUUCCAACACAUAACAUUCAAGAAUAGACUGCUGCCCAAUAUAUCCUACCCAUUGUCAGUUGCCAUUGUAAUGAUAUAGUCAAUGUAAUUCACUUCAGUUACAACAUUAAAACCCACUGACGUGUAUAAAUGUGUAUAAAAUAUGUUUACCGGAAAGAAGCCUCCAGACAAGCGACUUCAAAUUGCUGAAAAAUGUAUAAUAAAUGUUAACAGAUGAUUGAUUAGCACUUGUCUAGUAUUUAGAAAGUGACAAUUUCUGGCAGGAACACAGCUGGCCCAUCAGACAUGUUUUUGACUGAUGCGGUUUUAACUUUCCGUUAUCUAGGAUUUCAGAAAGCGGAAAGAUGGAUGGGGGGCAGCAGAGCGAUCUGUAGCACAGAUUUGGGGGUUAAACCAUUCGGAAAUGGUUUAACCUCUAAGGGUGAGCCAGAGAUUAAGUUAUAGUGCCUGGAGUGUUCUUUUAAUAAGACUACUUUCUAAGCAGACACAUAACAUUGUCCUUUGUGAUUGCUUCAAUGCUUGACAGAAGUUUACUGUAGUUUUAUAAAUAAUUAAUUCUCUUUUAAGCCUAUCCACACUAAUCAAAACCUCUUUAUCUGGUAGGCAUUGGGAUGAGGGAAUGCUGAAUGAAGCCUUCAAACUUGUCUUGGAUGAGAUUUCUAUCCCUCCCUCUGCUUCAGGAGGAAAGGUGGAAUAUAAGCGGACAUUGACAAUCGGCUUUCUCUUUAAAUUCUACUUGCAAGUCCAACAGAGCCUUCAGAAACCUGUGAGCAUCAUUAGUACUAUUAUCUGACAAAAUCCUGUUCGUAAAGUCUAAGCAGACACUAGGUGGCAGAUGAUUCACAGAAAGAGGUUUGCAGGCAUUUUUAAAUGUUAAAUCUUUUUAGUUCAGAUUAUAAAUCUGAUGUGUGCACUACUUUUCAUAAGAAAAAAAACUUCUGAACUGCUUGGCUUUGUCUCAGUAAACCCCCUUCCCCACUUUAUAUAUCUCUGCCACAUAUUUAAGUUGGCGUUUUGAAUUAUAGACCUGUCAAGUUCACUCUAAGUUUAGAAUAUUGAUGCUGGAUCUAUAAACAUUUUAAAGGCAUGUUACCCCUUAAAAAAAAACAAAAAAAAAAACUACUCCAUAUUGCAUGCUAUUUGCAGUUAUAAAUCUCCUGGAGUAUCUCCCAUUUUGUAUUUGGGGGUCAUUAUUGUGGUAUAUGGUACCAAAUUAACCUUUUUGGGGAUUGGCUUUAAACUUAGUGGGACUUUAAGAACCCGUAAAGUCCAACCAAAAAGCGGACGACCAUUAGAAAUACUUGUAUUCAGUAUUCUUGGAACUGUAACUCCCCCAACUCUCAGCCAGGCAAAACUUGUCCUAGUGAUGGUAUAUACCAGGCAUACACAACCUUUGGCACUCCAGAUGUUUUGGACUACAUCUCCCUUGUUGCUUUGCCAUCAUUAAUGGUGUAAGAGCAUUAUGGGGAUGUAACCCACAACAUCUGUAGUGACAAAGGCUGCUUUUUCCUGGUAUAUACGGUACACAUAUCCUUUAAAAUGAGCCGUCUUAAAUCGUGGCUACAGGGAAUCUAACAAGCAUGACUGAGUAACAUUGGGAAUUUCCAUCCAUUGCAUAUUGGGUUUCAGGGAUAUCCCCUAACCCUAUAGAAUUGUGAAGACCCCACCUCCAACUUUCUGUAGGCAAACUGAUUCUGUAGGUUGGCAUCACUAUCAGCAAAGGGAUUUCCCUUGGUUACACAGGACAGAGUGCUUCUGCAGGGAGUAUUCAGAAGCCUGUAGGGAGAUCAAAAUAUUAGUCAAGUACUCUGUUCUCAAAAAAUUGAUUUGUGUGUGAUCUCUUAUAAUCUUGCUAGGUAACUUUCUCAGGAAAUGCCACAGAAUAUCUUGGCAUUCUCAGAGACUUUGAGGAUGAAGCACCCAAGACAAUGCAAAUCUUUCAGGUACAGAAGCAAAAUCCACAGAAGUGUGUGUAGAUGUGUUUGUAUUCAAACUUCAUUUUAGACAUACUGUCUUAAUUUGCCUCCUGCAGGAAGUCAGUGCCCAGCAGCCUGCCAAUGAUCCCAUUGGGCGUCCUAUAGUACAUCUGUCUGGAAUUAAGCAAGCCACAGGAGAAGCCGUAUAUGUGGAUGAUAUUCCGGCGAUGGAUCGCGAGCUGUUCAUUGCAUUUAUCACCAGUACAAGAGCUCAUGCCAAGAUAUUGUAUGUGCUAUAUGUACACUUACCCAGUUGUACAGGACAUAAGAUGCACUUAAUUGCACUUCUUUCCCCUAUAGACCGACUGAAACAAGUGCAAGCAGCAGGGGCAUAUGUGGCAUCUUGAGACCUAGCUAGUGUAGGAUUGUAAAGUCUGCAUUUUUGUUUUUAACCAGAUUUACAUUUUUUUUUUUUUCUUUAGAUGGCUCUGUAAUACUUUGACAAAUGAGAGAGCAUUUGCCAGAGUAGCAAUGAGCAAUUGUGAUUGGCUGAGUGCCAGUGCCCAUUGUAGACAUAAAGUAGUAUAUCUAGAAGGUAGUGUGUAAUCUGAGCUUUGCCAUACCGUCUGUAGUAGCUGGGUUGUGAGUGUUCAAGUCUCCCAAUUCAUUUUUAAACUGCUCAAAAAUUGUUAAACACUGAUCAGAGGAACUGUGUGACAGGGAACGCAAUAACUAAUUCUAUGAGAUGAAAUAGUUAUGGUGCUUACAGCUGGUUAAGGCUAUACCGCUUUCAACUGGCAAAGUUUAAUUUUUUACAAAACCUACCAACUAGCACCAAGUAAUAAAAAAAAAAAUUAAAAAAAAUAAUAAUAAAAAUAAAUAUAUAUUAAAUACAAAUUACUGCAAAAAUGCACUUAUAAAAACUUUACAAAUUUUUUUCAAGAAUGACUUGCUUUGUGGUCAACAAUGUGGGAAAAUUACACAUUUCUAAAUCACCAGAUUAUAAAAAAGCAUUUGCUCCUCACGUGAAACUGGUUAACUAAUCAGACUGGCAAACUCCAUUAGUCAUGUGGUCUUUUCAGAUCUAGAUAUCUUUACAUCUUACCAAUUUUCUUUACGAAUUCUACUUACAUGUACUAUUGUUACAUUCUAUCACGCAGGGCUUGAAAUCUGGGAACCCUAUUGUCGGGAGCUGCCACUUGAUGUGUAAAAAAAAAAAAAAAACACCAGGAGCUUCACCCACCCGUAUAAAGUUCAUAAUGUUACUAAAUUUCUGUGUAUUAACUAGUCACUAAGCAUUUUGACCGGUUUUAAACAGACCAUUUACUUUAAAAGUAAUUUAUGUAUAAUCCUCCCCUUUGCAUCUCUAGGUCCAUCGAUGAUUCAGAGGCCCUCAAGGUCCCAGGAGUUGUGGACAUGGUUAGAGCAAAAGAUGUUCCUGGGAAGAAUGAGGUAGAUGGACAAGGUAGCUUGUUCGCUGAAGACGAGGUACAGUUUCAUUUUGUAUGCUCCUAACUGUCGUGUCCCAUUCACAGAACCUGUAAUAGUGCUGUAGGCCUGUGAUUUUGUUUUAGUUAAUGGAAUAUCUUUAGAUUUUUCGUUUGCAUUGGGAUUUUGAAGUUUAGUGAUAUAUUAAGCAAAACCUCCAUGGCUAGCCUUAUGCCUAAGCAUGCGUGGGAUAGGCAUAAGGCUAUCCUAACUAUAAGAUAAGGCUAGGGACUAAUGAAAGUAUUUGGAAAAUUGGGCUGACUAGAUGGGCCGAAUGGUUCUUAUCUGCCGUCACAUUCUAUGUUUCUAUGGCUACAUUUUUCCUUGUCUUGAUUUCCUAGGAUUACCAGAAGCAAAAUAUUUCCACCAGUGCAUGUCCUGUGACUAGAUUGCUGCUCUCACUGGAAUGAAUAGUUAUUAAUGCUCUAUCGCCACAUGCUUAACAUUAAAUUUGUCCAUGUGUUGGUGAAUGGUGGAAUGUUGGGUUUAGGAAAAUAGUGGCUUUUAAAUGUGUCUUCUUUGUUUCAAAGUAAAUAAAGCACCCGUAGUAAACACAUGUGAAGAUCCCUGGGAGAUAGUAAAGUAUAUAUGACAUUAGAUGGUUAUGUCAUGCAUAUAUAUAUAUAUUUGCUUGUAAAUGUUUUAUUUAUUUUAUAUUUUUUUAACGUGUACCAUCCUCUUAAUGGCUACCAUGUAGUUGCCAUAUGAAACCAUAAAGGAUGCGACUAAGUUCCAUGUGCACUAAUUCAGGAUUUCAGUGUUCAGUAAUGUCUUACCUGAGAAACUAUUUAAGCUCUUAAUUUGUGGCUACAAUCAAUCGGCUUGUGUAAAUCUGUAAUUUACUUUAUUUUUUUUUUCUGUGCUGUAUUGAUGUAUUUUUCCUGUGGCUGCAGGUUGAAUGUGUGGGUCAGAUAAUCUGUGCAGUAGUGGCAGACACACCCGAUCACGCAAGGCGUGCUGCAGCUAAAGUGAAGAUUGCCUACGAAGAUAUAAAACCAGCCAUUUUUACCAUGGAGGUAAUGACACCCAUUUACUGCUGUUUUGCUGUUAAGAGGUUGAGCAUUGCAAAUUUCCUUUACUCAACAUGUUGGGAUACGUUCAAACAAAGUAAUACAGCUUGUAGGAAAAAAAAUAGAUAUUUCUAUAUUCUGAUAUGGGGACUAUAUCCUAUCCCAUUUCUUAAGUUCAGAAAUGCUAUUGUUUUCUACAUGCAAAAGUUCUUAAAGCUCGCCCAUUGAAACCUUUCUGUUAUGCAACUGCUGUUACACUAUAUAUUGUGCUUGUCGUCAGGGAAAGUAUUCUAAAUAAAGAUGGCUGAUAUUUUGCAUGGAAAUAAAAAUGAAUAGAAAACGAGGCUAAAACUCUGUUUAGGUGGUACACCCCAACUCCAAACAACUUUGUGUGAGUGCAGCGCUAAAGAAGCUAUAUAAAUAACGUACCCCUCAAAGUUUCAGGGUUUGUUUAAUUUACAUAAAAUAGAAACAAAUAAUACAAAAUAGUAUAACACUGUAUUCAAUGUCUCAGCAAGUAAAAUUACAGAUACAAUGGAAAGUAGAUGUGCAUCCAACUCUCAUUUGUUAGAGCCUUUUGUUGGUAUAGGCUCUAAACAAAAUGGCCUCUAUGCCUUUAAAUAGGUGGCAACAUCUACCUUCUUCUGAGACCCACUUCUUAGGAGAUUUAUUUUUCAUAAAUACAUAUUAUAUGAAGAAAUCUCCUAAGCAGUGGAUCUCAGAAGAAGGUAGACGUUGCCACCUAUUUAAAGGCACAAAGGCCAUUUUGUUUAGAGAGGACGUGGGCAAACUUGAAUCGGGUGGGAGGAGGCACGGAGUAGUUUCCUCUCCGUAAUACAGGUGGUGGUUUUGUGACUUGACCAGAGGCUUCAAAUGUAAAGAUCUGUUUAACCAGAUUUAUGGUAAACCAGUUUACAAAAUCUUUUUAAAAUUAUGACUGAUGUUCCAAAGUCUAACUUACAGAUCAUGAAGAAUGUGCUGUAUAUAGAAAGUAAAAUAUAAUUUAUAUAAUCCGUAAUAGAAGACACAUUUGCACAUAAAUAAACCUGAAAGUUAUGUGCGACUUCACCAGCAACCUUUUUGCUCCCAAAUCCAAUGAAGAUGCUGCCAAAAAGUAGAAUGGUCCAAUGCACCUUAUUUAAAUGGCAUCACUCUGUAUUGGUUCAAAAUCACAGUGCAGCAACAUUCCAACCCUGUUCAGGGUCUUUACCAUUCCAUGGGUUUUAUGGCGCUCUGGUGGAACAGUAAAACUUGCAGUGUACUGGUUUAGCUGUACCAAUCUCAUGCAUCCUAGACAGAGGAAGAUGCUGCAUUUAAGUUAGUGCAGGCUGGCUACUUUCUACUUUGACAUGCCAUAGGAGAUGCUGACAUGGCCCUGCAAACUGGUCCAUAUUAUGAACUGGCCAUUGGUGUAGUUAUUACCAUGGCAGCAUGGUAGGCUUCUAUUGCAACAGCUAAAAGCAGACCUCUGCAUUUGUCAUCAUUAAUUCCCAUGUAAAGUCCUUAAUGACUGCGGUUUUAGAAUCUCUUCUUUUUCAGGAUGCCAUUAAAAACAAGUCCUACUUUGAACCGGAGAGAAAAAUAAAGCGUGGGAAUCCAGAGGAAGCAUUUAAAACUGCUGAUCAUAUAAUUGAAGGUAAGAAGAGCAUACAACAUUUCUCAAUCCACUCUAGAGCACUACAUUAUAAAGAAUUUUAUAUACUUGUCAAAGAAUCAUUGAGCUGCAUACACAAGGUUGAAAAGACUAAAUGUAUUCAAUUAGUUGUUGUAUUAAAGAUUGAUAUUGGGAAGCAAGAUUAAAUAUCCCUUUCAUGACCUCCUACAUGAAAUGGCAUAUCCUGUAUACAAGAUCUAUAUCCUCUUUUUGUGAUUAAUGGGGUUAUUCACUAAAUGAUAAAAUCAGGACUUUGUUCACACUAUAUAACCAGCCCCUGCGCAGAUUUUGCAAUUCAGGCCUUGAGCUGGUCUGAAUAUGUUCCAGAGUUCAGCUGGACUAGACACAACCAGGUUGGAAAGAUCAAUUACAUUUUAAUACUAGUUGCAAGAAAGGCCCAAUCCCAUGUAUAACAGGAGGGAGAACUAUGCCCCCAUUGGCAAAACAGUUCCACACAAAAUCUCCCACACUCUACAGUAACUUUAAAAGCAUCCUGGCUGAGGUUGAUGAGAGAAGAAAUACUUGGAUAGUAAGGUCUCUUCCAUUGAUUAUUUCACAUGGGUUGGAGUCUUUUCUAGUGGCAAUAAAGCAAUCAUUGGCCAGACACCAGUAUUAAACAUUUAGUAGGUAUGGCUCUAUAGGGUUAAACAUUUAGUAGGUAUGCCGCCCCCCAUGCAUUCUGCUCAAUCGAGUUGGUUCUGUAUGUUAUUUAAUCCGGUACUUUGUGUCGGAACCCUCUAUAAAGUAUAGGAUUGCGAAGAUUCACAAACACUGAUUUAAUCCGGAUACCAAAUUAAUUGCUGCCGACCAACACAGCUGACUUAAUUCCAACUGGAAUUGGUGUUGGUAGAUCUGAGAAUUGCCAUCUGGACAAAAUUUUGAUGGACACACUCUUACUUUAAUGGCACAAUGGCAUCUUUCAAGACAAUUUCUUUUAUUCUUGCAUCACACCACUGACAACAGCUAGUAAAACAUUAGUAAAUUGGAACCCGCUUUCUAACCUUUACCUGUAAACCGUACCAUUAUAUUUGUUUUGUAAAACAAUGCAUUGCUUUCUUGCUUAGUAAAUUCACAAAUAUUGCAGCUGCUAACUUACAGUAAAAUCCAGGAACCAGUCAGUGGUGGUUGACGUUUUAAAAUGAUGCUCUUGACGGAGUCUAGACUCCUUCCCUUGGAUUUGACCCACCCCUCUCUGUAAACCCACUUCCUGACCCUUGUAUGUCUCCCAAUAUUUCAAAUGGAGAAAGGGAGCACUGUCAAUGUUAGGAGUGUGAGAGGGGUGUAGCCUCAGAUAGCAUUUUUCUGAGAAAUCUUUAUUUAUUUAUUUUUAAUUAUUUUUUUCUUAAUUUACAUGAAACUGAUAUCUAAAAUCUGCUUGUAGUUGAAGGUCACAUUACCGUGAGUAUUAUUGCUGUUGAGCUUUGUUAUACCCAAAAACCAUAUAGGGCUCCUGGAAAAGAGGGUCAUUAGGAUAGAGAGAAAUGGGGACAGUCUCUCCUACAUAAGGACAUUCAAAAAGUAUGAUUUUGCUCUUUGCCCAAUUAACUCAAUGUUCUCCAUUCCUUGCCAAUAAGACCUCAUAUUAAGAACAUAAACCUACAAAAAUACUGGUUUUAAAAAAAUGCAGAUCUUUUGAUCAUUUAUUUUAAAAAGUAUUGUUGCUUUUUGCUGUGCCUCUCUGUAGAGUUUUACUGUGUAUCUGCAUUGCCAAUGUGUCUCUGUUGUUUGUGAGGACAGUGGUGGCAAUUCAUAGUAGGAUGUCUAGUGCCGUUUUGAGUAAAUGGGAAUACCAGAGGGAGGUGAAGACAAGCUCCUAAUAACACACACCUUAUAGUACCCAACACUUUUCUAGUAAAGCCCCUUCUUCUCUGUGCCCCUGCCUUAAAGAAAAAAAUCCUCCUCUGCACCAAUUUCUUUUAGCAUGAGAGGUUUCCUCCCCAGCAGUGCACUCUCCCUUCUCCAUGGCAAAAUCUCCAGUACCGACCCCCUUCCUUAUGACUGAUGUUCCAUUGAUUUUCCCUUAAAUUCCAAAUGGACUAAUCCAAAUCUAUCCUGUGGAGCCUCUUCAAGCAGAUCUAGUGUGUAAGGAAUUGGGAUAUGUGGAUUUCGAGGGCAACAUUUUUGCCCUCUGCCUGUUAUGCACUGAAAGGCUGGUCAAUUGUUUCAUAAUUCAGAUAGAUGGAGAUUAGAGGACAUAAGUGUCAAACCAUACGGUCCCCUAGCCCAGAGAAUGGACUGGAACUACCACAAUACUACACUGAGCUAUGGAUCAGAACUGUUGUAUUAAAUUGGAGGAUAUCUAGGGGCUCUAACUUGACAUUCUAGCACCUAUAGGUUUUCUAACUAUAAGGGACAAAGCAAGUGACUGGAGAGACGUGGAAGUACAUUAUGGAAAAAAAUAUAAAUUAUCUAAAUGUUCCCGAAAAAGUUUAUUUUAAUUUUUGUUUUUUUUUCUUUGUUUUGUUUUUUUAACUGCAUGUAUCUACUUGACCAUUUGACAAUGAUUCUCACAUCCAUCUAAAAGGGAGCUCUUUUCUGCCUAUAUUUGUAGGUGUAGUGCAGAUUGCUGGUCAGGAACAAUUCUACAUGGAGACAAACACUGUUCUGGUUGUGCCAAAGGGAGAGGACGACGAGUUUGAUAUUUAUGUAUCCACACAGGCUAUCGCCACUGCACAGGUCAGUACUUCUACAAAAAUAGAAUCUUUUAGGUACUUGUGUUUGAAGGUAGUCUUCAACAAUACUUGAUGGUUGUGUUCUUUACACAACUAUAUAGGAUCAGAAAAACAGACCUGUAUUCCUGAUCUAUAGUGUCAAACACUAUCUAUCCCUCUCGGCCCGCCUUACCUCCAGUCUGCAGCUUCUGCCUCCUUGGCUGACAUCAGAAGUGGGGAUCUCAGCCAAUCACAUUGUUUUGACAUAGGAAAGAAUUGGAUUAGCUGAGAUUGUUUAUUCUGAUUAUCUCAGCCAAGGAAGUGGGCCUGGGGUGGAGCUAAAUGCCACCCUGGCUAAUUGGCAUCUCCUCAUAGAGAUGCAGGGCUGGUGCACUUCCUCCCAGCUCACUCCACGCGGGAGCCCUGCUGAAAAAUGACACAAAAAGGUAAGGAUAGUAUUAGACUAGUGACAGUUGCAGAAGAGGAAUCAGUCAGGAGCUAUUAACAGUUUAAUUGAUACGCUUUUAUGAAGAAGUGGGUUUUAAACGAUUUUUUUGAAGGAGUGGAGACUGGGUGAGCAUCUAACGGAGGAGGGAAGCGAGUUCCACAGGAACGGUGCAGCCCUCGCGAAAUCUUGAAGGCGAGCAUCAGAGGUGGGAGAACGGACAGAAGAUAGACUUAAGUCUUUAGCAGGUCGUAAUGGCCUAGACGGGACAUACUUGUGUAUAAGGGAGGAUAGAUAGGUGGGAGCAGCAUUAUGUAGAGAUUUGAAAGCAAGAACCAUAAUUUUAAAUUGAGCUCUAUAUUUUAUAGGAAGCCAAUGUAGGGACUGACAGAAGGAUGAGGCAUGGGAAGUGCGGGCGGAUUACAGUAGUCAAGGCGAGAAAGGACAGUGGAAUGGUGGACUUUAGUCGCAUCUAGCGUUAAGUAGGGGCGGAUGCGCGCAAUGUUUUUGAGAUGGAAAUGACAGGAUUUGGCGAUAGAUUGAACAUGAGGCUUGAAGGAGAGGUCUGAGUCAAAGAACACCUAGGCUGCGAGCCUGCGUGUUGGAGCUAAUGGUAGCACUGUAUGACUCUCUGUCUGUCUGCCUGUCUGUCUAUGUGUAUGUAUGCCAUUAUGAAUGUAUGUGUAUGUAUGCCAUUAUGAAUGUCUGUGUGUAUGUGUGUCUGUAUCUGUCUGUCACUAUGUAUGCUUGUGUGUAUCUGUAUGUAUGUGUCUGUCUAUUUCAGUAUGUGUGUCUGUUAGUAUGUAUCUGUGUCCUUUUGUAUCAGUGUGUAUGUUUGUGUGUGUGUAUUCCAGUGGGCAGUAUUUGGAGGCGGAACCAGUGGGCAGUAUUUGGAGGUGGGCCCCAGGGGGCCCAGACCUGAGCUGAGUUAGGGGCUCCAAAAUUUCUGGUGGCGGUCCUGAAUGUAAAUACUGCCUUUUCUCUGAAAAGAUAGCGUUUACUGCAAAAAGCCUAAAGGGAAUGUUUAUACUCACCAGAACCACUAUAUAUUAAGCUGCAGUUGUUCUGGUGACUAUAGUGUCUUUAAUCACGCAAAGUCUCAGUCGGUAAAUUUAAUCUCUACAUAGAGCAAAAUUCUGACUUUUUAUUUUUAUUUUUUAUUGGACGUCUUUCACUGUGUAACUAGUCUAGAACAUUACUUUAACUCUUCAAAAGUCAUUAUUUUUCUGCUGACUUUAACCAAUAAACAUGUAAUAUGUAACACAAGCUGGCAAAGUUCAUUUGAAACUAUAAAGGACAUUUAUUAAGGAGACCUAUGUUAUUUUGAGUGUAAUGUUCUAAAUUGUUAGGCAUUCUAUUGGUUUCCGUUUUUAGCCAUUCAAAAUUUCCCCCUAUGUUAAUGUGUCUUGCUGGUGUGCAGAAUGUUGGAACCAUGACUAUUUUGAAACUCCCAAUAAGUUUCCUCCGUGAAUAUCAAAUCGUACUAUUGUGCUUUUUAGUGCAUGGAUAAAGUGGACGGCACAUUAAAGUAGUAUACUUUCUGAAAGUUGAUAAAACACUGAGGAAUGUAAGAUUUAAAAUUGUGCACUAAAUGGUACAUUUAGUGGCCUGUUUGAGAAUAAAUACGAUUGGUAUUGGUGCUAGUAUUUUCUCUGUAGCAAAUUUGAAAGGUUUUUUUUUCUUUCUUUCUCUCCCAGUUUAAUGUGGCUUCCAGUCUUGGUGUUCCGUCUAAUAGGAUCAUGAGUAAAGUAAAACGAGUUGGAGGAGCUUUUGGCGGUAAAAUUACGAAGCCAGGGAUAUUUGCUUCAGCCUCAGCGGUGGCCGCUCAAAAGUGAGUAUUAGCAGGGAUCCCUUUAGCCAAGCAUGGUGAAUGAAAUGCAGCACCCAUUUUUAUUUUAGUCACUCUAAAGAUUGGCUACCCUUCUACAUCCACAGUGCCUGCAGAUUUAAAUCAAUUGAGAUGGUCCUAUAUAUUGUGAGAUUAGGUUGAUGGAGAGCUUUUGAAUGGCUUUAUUUUAAAUCUCUUGGUAUUUUUGUAUGGGUGGCUUUUUUAUGGCUUUAUUUUAACAAUCCGAACAGAACAAAAAGACCUAUUCGAUGUGUUCUGACGCGAGGAGAAGACAUGCAGAUUACGGCAGGUCGGCACCCAUUGGUUGGAAAGUACAAGGUGAAAUAAUCAUUUACAGAUAUCACCAUUGUUUUGGACUAAUGAAAAGCUAAUUUAAUUUUGACUUUGUCAAAACGACUGUCCAUCUUUCUUUUCAGGUGGGCUGUAUGGAUGAUGGCAAGAUUGUUGCUGCCGACCUCUCCUUCUAUACCAAUGCAGGCUGCACACCCGAUGAAUCUAUAUUGGUAUCAAAUAUUAUUUGCCUAGAACUACAUGUGUUUUUUUUUUCUUCCCUGUCACUUUUCCUCCUUAAUACUUUGUAUUUAUCUUUUAUUUUUCUUUCCUGUGUUUACCAUCCGCCUGACCCUAGGUUAAUGUGGAUAAUAAACUGUACUUUAUACAAGUUUUAUCUCAAAACACUCCAUUACAACGACUUCCAUUCACUGUUUUUAUUCCAUGUCUGAAUUUAAGGUAUUGGUGGUGGCUUUAGUAAAGCUGGAUAAUGGUUACAAUUUUCCCAACCUUAAUUGCCGUGCAUUGGCCUGCAAGACAAAUCUGCCAUCGAACACCGCUUUCCGAGGCUUUGGCUUUCCACAGACCGGUCUGGUGACAGAGACCAUAAUGGAUGCUGUAGCGACAAAGUGUGGUCUACCUUGUCAUAAAGUGAGACCCUGAGUUUAUCAUAUCUAACUUAUUUAAUUUAUUUUCCAUUGGCUUGUCUUAAAUUUUGCAUGUGGGAUUUAAAAAAAAUAAUAAUUUUUGUGGGUUUUCCUCCUCUUCAACAAAGUUAAUUGCACAAACAUUCACCUUCCUGUUAAAAAUGAAAACCUCUUUAUAUGCAUGGACUGAGACAUCCAGUAAUAGGCAGCUAGAGAUCUGUUUUGGUCUGGUGGUCUAAUCAGGGUCAGAGCUCAGUUAGCAGCUCUGCAGGGUUUACUGCAGGAGUGUCCAAAAAGGUAGAUCCCCAGAUGCUGUAGAACUACAACUUCUAUGAUGCCUUGCACGCCUUUAGAAUGACAAAGUAUCAUAGAAGCUGUAUUUUUUUUAAAUCUGGUGAUCUACCUUUUGGGCACCACUCGUUUUCUCAUCUAGAAUACCUUUUCCAAGCAGUUGGCUGCAGUCUGUUCCACAGAUUAAAUAUGUAAUCUAUUAACUAGUGCAAGGUUAGUUUCCUGGGUUUACGUACCAUAACGUUAAUUUGACUAAUUUCUGUAUCUUCCUGGCAACGCUCUAGGUUGUUUAAGCUUAGAUCAUCAAACACGGAAUCUAGUUUUGUUAAUAAACCUUGCAGCCUGCUUGCUUGUAAGGGGAAAAAUAUAGUGAUCUGUCUAUUGUGCAUUAGUUAAAGGACCACUCUAGGCACCCAGACCACUUCAGCUUAAUGAAGUGGUCUGGGUGCCAGGUCCUUCUAGGGUUAACCCAUUUUUUUAUAAACAUAGCAGUUUCAGAGAAACUGCUAUGUUUAUUAAUGGGUUAAGCCUUCCCCCUAAUCCUCUAGUGGCUGUCUCAUUGACAGCCACUAGAGGCGCUUGCGUGCUUCACCCUGUGAUUUUAACAGUGAGAACACACCAGCGUCCAUAGGAAAGCAUUGUAAAUGCUUUCCUAUGCGACCGGCUGAAUGCGCGCGCAGUUCUUGCUGCGCGUGCGCAUUCAGCCAACAGGGCGGAACGGAGGAGGAGAGAAGGAGGAGAGCUCUCCACCCAGCGCUGGAAAAAGGUGAGUUUUUACCCCUUUCCCCUUUCCAGAGCCGGGCAGGACAGGGACCCUGAGGGUGGGGGCACCCUCAGGGCACUAUAGUGCCAGGAAAACAAGUGUUUUCCUGGCACUAUAGUGGUCCUUUAAGCCUUAGUGUGAAUGUGACCCAGAUAAAAUUCUAAGUCACAAACAGAAUUUCAUUACGUUCUACAGGUAAUUUUUUUUUCAGGUUCUAGGUUCUUUGCUUCUAUUUUCAGGUUAGGGAGCAGAACAUGUACAGAGGUAUGAGCACGACCCAUUACAAUCAAGAGUUUGAUUCCAGCAACCUGAUGCGAUGUUGGGAGGAGUGCAUGAAGAAGUCGUCAUAUCAUGCUAGAAGAUCAGAAAUCCAGAAAUUUAACAAGGAAAAUUACUGGAAGAAGAAGGGCAUUGCCAUUAUCCCUCUCAAAUUUCCUGUGGGCUUUGUUGAGAAAGCAUUUCAUCAGGUUGGUAUUCAUUGGUUGCUACCCACUCACUAACCUAAUGUUCUCCCUUCAUUUCUAGCCAGGGUAUAAAGUUAAGAUGUAGUUAGUUAAGAUGUUUACCCACUAUUUAUCUAAAUUUUAAAGUAUCCACUCACCACAUUUCAACAUCUUGGUAAAGAAACCGUAGUAAAUAAUUUAUUGCAUUUUAUUGGCACAUACCUCUGAAAAGUGUGGUGGGUAUUUUUGUUUUUUGUUUUUUUAUUGCACUUUUCUUUCAUUCUUUUUUCCCUCCAGGCUGCUUCUUUGGUUCAUAUUUACCAGGAUGGAAAUGUUCUGAUCAGUCAUGGUGGAGUCGAACUGGGUCAAGGUUUGAACACAAAAGUAAUUCAGGUAGGACUCUACCUUAAUGUAGUCAUCUUAUAAUAGAUAUUCCAGUACUGGAUAUUGAAUAAAAUUGCAUACUUCCAGCCUAACAAAUUGUCAGCUGAUCAUAAUGAAUUUCUCAGAUGUUGUUUUUUUUUCCGUUUUUUUUUUCAUUUGUUAUGUCAUCUUAAAUUGGCAUAACUUUGGCAUUGAUUUUAAUAUUUUUAGAAAAGUUUUUUAAAUUAUAUUUAUAAAUACAAUUUUGUAUUUUUUCUAAAUAUUAAAAUGUAAAAAAUAUAGAAUAUAUAACUAUAUAAAAAAUAUGAGGGGCGGGGCCUAACUCAUGGAAGAGAUUCAUGUUUUGAGCGAGCUCCUCCAGUAGCUUGCAGUAAUUGGCUCUCUGCAACCUCAAUUGACUAGACUGGCACAAAGUGUGAAGGGUUUGCUUCCUGAACUAUCUGACAUAUGGUGACGCAGUCAGCGACUUCUCAGGCACUUACUCCAGUGCAGCAAAUAAAUAUACCCUGGUUGAAGAAAGGUGAAGUGCUACCUUUAAAGGCACACCUGCAUAUCAAGUGAGCCUUUCUUGUUAGGCUCCACUUCAUGUGAGUGUACCUAUUACAGAUGGACUUCCUGCACUACAGGUUUUUUUUCCCUAUUUAUUGUACAAAUACUGUGGGUUGUUUACACUGAAGUGCUUCUUUGCACAUUAUUAUUCCUGCACUUUUGAACUGGCAAAUAGUCGGUGUUUACUCACACUAAGAGUUAUAUUCUAGGGUGAUCUAUCAGUGAUUCCAGAGAGAGCUUAAUCUAUUGGAGAUAUGUAGCUAAAGGAAAAACGGUUCCAAUGACAAUCUCCUUAUAUCCAUCUCUAAACUGUGCCGUUUUUAAGUGAAUCUCUGUCAAAAGCAGCAUUAACCAAAAUAAAGAUCAUUCUAUUUGCCCAGCAACAUGUCCAUAUUUCACCUUCUACAGAGCUCCAUAAUGGCUGAUGUUGUCAUCACAGUGACAAUGAUUAUUUUGUAACUAUUUAAAUGACAUCUUUCACGAUUGGCUAUGAACAAAUUCUGAAACUCAAGCACCCUCUAGAGGGCCCAAAACUACAACUGUACUGUAAUCUGUUAUAUAAAUACCUUUUUAACAUAAAAUCCAAAAGCCAUUUUUCAAAGAUUAAAACCCAAAAUAACAACGGUUUGAUCUACUUGGCCCCCCCCCCCUCUUUCUUUCCUGUAUUCUACUCUGUGGUUGUGUCCUAUUUUCCUUGUACAGUCUUAGUGCACAAUAAUCCACUUUUCAUCAUAUUGCAGUUUCAGGUUACGAUCACCAAAUAUUUAUUUAAUUCGUAUGACAGGUUGCAAGCCGGGAAUUGAAGAUACCCCUGUCCUACAUAUAUAUCUGUGAAGCAAACGUUGCAUGUGUUCCAAAUUCCAUUCCGUCUGGGGGUAGCAUUGGAACAGAUGUGUAUGGUUUGGCUGUGAAGGUAAUAAAUCGUGCUCUAAUUUCUGUAAUGAUUGCUGGUUAAUGGAUUGAAAUUAUAAUCCCUAUAAAAUUGUGACCUAAUGAUGAAUAUAAAUUGUUUAUGGAAUAUUGAAUGUGAUACAUUUCCUUGAUCCUAGUUUAACCAAUAGCCAUUGACCUCAUUAGAAUGAGUGCGAUAAGUGUUUAGAAUACAUGUUCAGAGCAUCCUUUGAAGAAUCAGUGAUAAAUAUCUUUGAUUAAUUUCCUAAAUGAGCAUUUUCUUCUAGAAUGCUUGCGCGACACUUAUGAAAAGUUUGGAACCUGUCAUCAAAGAAAAUCCAGAAGGCAAAUGGGAGGACUGGGUAAUCUUUAUUCUGCUCUCCUUUAUCUUCCCCAUCCCACCAUUAAGGACCAUGGCAUAUGAUGUAAAGGGUUAACCCCCCGGUCCUUAAAAGGCUAACUUACCCUUGUUACGCCUUUGCUGUUCUGUAUUUGUUACACACCAGUCUGCAAUUGUACAAACUUAAGUGUACAAUCUAAUUUUACAUUUUAAUUCCAGGUUAUGCAAGCUUACUUGCAAAGAAUUAGUCUUUCAGCUACUGGAUUUUACAAGUAGGUUAUUUUUGAAUGGUUUUUCACUGGCUCUGGGGACAUGCCUUUACUGUGGAAACAAAUUAUAUAUUUUUUUUCUCCCCACCCCCAUUUUAGGGGUUAUGACACUUACAUGGAUUGGGACAAAGGAGAAGGUCACGCAGGGCCAUAUAAUAUAUUUGGAGCAGCAUGUUCUGAGAUUGAGUUAGACUGCCUGACCGGAGGACACAAGGUAAUUAAGAUUUAUUUAUUUCUACUAAUUGAGUAGUGACAACCAUUUUGUCAUAUGAAACCUUUUAAAGAUGCAUACAGUGAGGAAAUCAUGUUUAAAAAGCAGCCUUUGUAAUUAGAUUUCCUUAAAUAUGGGGGGAGAGGGAGUGAAAGUGCAUGACUUGCGCAGAACUCUGCAUUUAGUGCACUUAACGCUUUAAUUUCUUCAAUGAGAUUUGAAGUAUUGGAAUGGAAGUAAUGCUUGAUAUUCAUAGCUGACUUUCUUGUGACAAACCUGAUCAUUUUAUUAAUUUUUUCUGUUUACAAUUAUUUUUCUAUUUCAUUCUAGAACCUCCGUACAGAUAUUGUCAUGGAUUUUGGACAAAGCAUAAAUCCAGGAAUUGAUAUUGGUCAGGUUAGUGAGAUUAGUGUUUACCGUUUCUACAGAGAUCAGUCCCCAUAGACCAAUGAAGUAUUUCCUUGGCAUUGCAGUUUUUAAACUGUAUUUCUCUGAUGGGGUUAGAGUAGCAAUUUAUUGUACACAACCGUACUUGCAUAUUGUAUCCUAGUCUACAUCAAAGGUAAAAUAAGAGCAGUAAUCUGCACCAACGCGGUGAGUAAAUUUAAUUGAGUAAAUUUAAUUACUGUAGAAAAAUGUAUAUCUAGAAAUGGUUUUAUGUUAGUCUUUGGUACCAAAACUGCACCUUAUUGUACUCAUUAUGGCGAGUAAUGAAGGAUCCAUCCCAGCUUUCUGUCAAACCCCUUGACAAACUGACUCUCCUCACAUCCCGUAGCCAAUUCCUCUGCAAACAUUGUAAUACUGAAAUUGGACUUCAACAUUAUCAGUGGAAAUCCAUCUAACAUUGGGCAGAGUUAGUCUGUGAGUACUGGUUGUAAAUUAGCCCAGCUUUUAUGCUUUGUCCGAAAAUUGAGAUUCCUAGCACCAGAACCAAUGGCAAUUUUUUAUUUUUUUUUUUUUAAAUGUGUACUUGCCUUUUAGUAAAUUUGCACAAUUUCCUUGUAUUUUUAAUCUGCGCUUUUUAGAUUGAGUUGGUCUACUUGUAUACUUAUUAUAAGAAGAAAUAAAGCUGGAAUAGCUUAAUUUAGCUAUUUAGACAAAUUAUGAAAGCCUAUAUUUCAAAUGCUGACUGUGACAAAGGGAUUUAGCAGCUAUCGAAUGUUAAUCUCAUUAUGGAGGAUACUGGGCUCGACAUAUUUAACUUAAAUUGGUAGUCACCAAUGAACUUGUAGGGAUCAUGGAUAAACAAGGCUUCAAAGACUUCAUUCUGACUUGGCAUGUGGGUAUAGCGAUUCCCUAGAACAUUAUAUGGAAUAAGACCUAUAACAUUGUUUUAACCCCUUAAGGACCAAACUUUUGAAAUAAAAGGGAAUCUUGACAUAUCACACAUGUCAUGUGUCCUUAAGGGGUUAAUAUACUCGCCACACAUUUUGACUUUAAAUCUUUUUGGGUUCAGUAGUUAGUUUGCUCAAUCCCUGCUAUAAUGAAAAAUAGUUAAACAAAUCUAAUAUAGCCAUAACGAUUCCCAUCCAUAUGAAUCUAAUCUGUUAUCUAGAAUUCUUUACUUUGUUUACAUUAGGUCGAAGGUGCUUUUACUCAGGGGGUAGGACUCUAUACAAUGGAGCAGCUUCAUUAUUCACCUGAAGGUGUGUUGUACACACGAGGACCCGAUCAGUAUAAGAUACCAGCUGUUUGUGAUGUUCCCACUGAAUUUAAUGUGUCCUUACUGGCCGGUUCCCAAAACCCAUAUACAAUCUACUCAUCCAAGGUAAUGCAUCUCCAUAUAGACAUCUUUUCAAUGCAAAAUACAACUUUGUUCUCUGUAACAAAAGUAGACAAAUGCUGAUUUUUUUAUUUGGAUAUAUAUUUAUUUACACAUUUCAUAGGGUGUCGGGGAACCUGCCUUGUUUCUGGGGUGCUCUGUCUAUUUUGCAAUAAAAGAUGCAAUUGAUGCGGCUCGAGAGGAACGUGGAUUGACAAAGGAUUACACUCUAAGCAGCCCACUAGUCCAAGAGAAGGUUCGAAUGGCGUGUGCUGACCAUUUAACUAAAAUGGUAUGUGGAAGUUUAAUACAUUAACCUCUCAUUUUGUUAGUCAUGAACCUAUCCUGCACUUCCUGGAUUCCUGGGCAAUUAUUCUUCUUGGGUUUUGAAGCUUUUAGAAGUAGACACUAUCAACAGAACUGCCUCUGUACAAGCCAAAUAACUUUUUGGGUGACCAAAUUAAUAGUUCUCUCCUUAAAUAAAAAAUAAAUUAAAAAAGUUGAAGUAUAUUGGCCUAUUGAAAUCAAUGAUCUGCAUUACAUAUCAGAUUUCUGCACUCUGAGUUUCCUUAUUGGUUUGUCUUCUCAGAUCCCAAAAGAUGAGGCUGGAACCUUCACUCCAUGGUCUAUUGAUGUCUCGAGAUAGUGAAGACAGUCUGUACUCCUGGUCAUAUAUCUAAAACUGUGUACUCUGUUCCACUUUGGUAGAAAAGUAAGAGGUUUACUGUGUGUUCUGGUUAAGGAUUUGGGUGAUUAAAUACGGGAAUAAUGUUAAAAAAAUUUUUUUAUAAACCAUUUUGUUAUUUUAAGCAAAUAAAAUCUAUAUCCUAUAAACUCCAUGAAUGAUAUUUGCCUUCACUUUUCCCUCUGGAUGUGUAGUCCUCGAUAUACCCAAUACCUGUUGAGCUACAUGAUCUUUUUAUAACUGGACCACAUACAUAAUGUGAGAAAUAAAUAGUUCAAGAAUGUAAUGAGUUAUUCUUCAUAUGUAGGUGUUGUAGUUGAUCAAAUUGUGUUUGUACUAAAUGUGGGAAGAUGGCAAAUAAUCACAACAUCUCUACUUUACCAAGUUUAAAUCUGCAUUUUGGCCCAUUAGUGUAGGUGUAUGUGUAUCCCAAGCAUUAUUUUCUGCAUUUUAGCAUACUGAGGUUGAUACCAAAGGUCAAUAAUCUGGAACACUUACAGGAUUGGUUGUCUGACGCUUUAAACCUUGUACAGGGAUAUUGGUCCCAAUCUGGUUUAAAAUUCUCAGCAAUAAAAUGAAUGCACAAGAUUCCAUUUUAUUAUCAGAGUUAAAAAAUGUAGGUUACACUGUUACUGAACUGAUCUCAAUUUAUCCACACAGGUGCAUGGUUUUAUAAUAGUAAUAUACAAUAUAUAAAAUUGGUACAAAUACACCAGUGUGCAGGCAGAAAGCACACUUAGUGGGUAAUAGGUGAAGAUACACAAAAAUUACUCUUAUUUAGUGUAGUAGAUGAAAGGACUCCUCAUAUGUCCUCAAAACACUAUUAGUAUACUACCAAAAGGCAAUCUACAACACAAAAAUAAUAGAGACGGACAUAGAGUAGUAACGUAAUAUAAUGGGGAUUAUAGAGGUAAAUGAUUACACUCACAGACCCAGUUUGAUUGAAGGCAUAUCAUAAAUGACGAUGAACAAACUUCAGGACUUGAGGAACGUCAAUAGCAUGCAUAGGAGGAAGAAGAAAAAUAAUAGUGCAGAGUAUCUUAAAUAAGAAUCACACAAUUUAUUACAGGAUACACUUACAAAAAGGCAGUAUCAAAAAGGCACAUCAAGCUCUGCUGGAAAUGCAACACAAUAGCAGGAUCAAAUGAACAGGAAAGCCAGAUAAGAUAAACUUAAAAAAAUAUACAAAUGAAUACUCUGUACAUAAAACAGGCCCUACGCGUUUCGU